AAUUUUUUUUAAAGCAGAAUUCUGACAAAGAAGUCAGACGUUCAUAAUCAAAGUUAAAAUUCUCAAAAAGCAGGAAUUCCAAAUUUUAUAAUUUUAUGUCUGAAUUUUGGAAAAAGUCAGAGUUUUAAUUCGAAAGUCAGAAGUCACCAAAUAAAAACUAGCUAGCUAUAGAUAGAUAGAUAGAUAGAUAGAUAGAUAGCUAGAUAGAUAGAUAGAUAGAUAGAUAGAUAGAUAGAUAGAUAGAUAGAUAGAUAGAGGCAGGAAUUAGAUACCAUGAUAUUCUUUAUUGACUUUUUGUAUGCCGUGCAUUUAUGGAAAGUCACAAUUUUGGACAGGUUGAAACCUGGUGUUAGCAAGCAUAUACAACACUUUACAGAAGUGAGACGACACCUAACCAAAAAAGAGUGACGAAAUGUAAAAUUACAUUCAGGAUUAUUUGGUGCAGAGUUAAUUUGAUACCACUCAAUGCAUCAAACUAGCUUCCAACCUCAGAGUUGAAUUCAACUUUUAUCCACGGAAAUCUCUGUAAAUUCUUACAAUCUUUAUUUCGCACCUCGCACCCUAGUUCCUUGCCUUUGCUACGAGAACAUGUUCCCCGUCCUCAAUCAAAUCUACAAGGGGAACACCAGAAACCCAGAGAAGGUGGAGAACUUCCAUCCUCCCAUCAGGUUCCCCCUCUCCAGUUUGAGGUAAGCCUUGUCCCCUCUCUCCAUUAUCACCAGUCCAGCAUUGGUAGCAGCUUCUCUGGUCACGUCCUGAUCACCUGCGAAGGCGGAAAUCACCGGCCAGCCAUUGAGAACCAAACUGACCUAAAAAAGACAGGUGAGGAGAUUGAGAACCUGGCAUAUAGCAGAGACAUUAUGGUAAGGAGACAACAACUGGAGCUGUAGAUUUUGGUCAGUAUUUAUGAAAAAUAACUAUUUCUUAAAAUAUUAGACUUCAAAUACUUAAGUUUUGCAAAUUCACUUUAGCCACUUCACUUAGUCAGUACAAAAGUUGAUUGUUGUUAGACUAGUGAAUUAUCCUAAGACCAUCAUAGACUAUCAUUCAGAGCUUGUUUUAGAGCCCUACUGUUAAAUCUUUGAUAACAAAUGUGCAACUUCAUGAAACAGAAUAGUUGACAAAGAAAAAAAGUCACAGUUUUUUAUGUUAAUAUAAUGUAUCAUAUCAUUAAGUAUUGUAUCUAACAAAUUGCAUCAUAUCUUAUUGUAUUGCAUCAUAUUGUAAAGUAUUGCAUCGUAUUGUAUCAUAUCUUAGUGUAUUGUAUCAUAUCAUAAAGUAUUCUAUCAUAUCGUAUCUUAUUUUAUGUAUCAUAUCGCAAAGUAUUUUAUUGUAUCGUAUCAUAUUGUAAAGUAUUGCAUCGUAGCAUAUGGUAAUGUAUUGUAUUGUAUCAUAUCAUAAAGUAUCGUAUCUGUAUUGUAUCUUAUUGUAUUGUAUCAUAUCGUAAAGUAUUGUAUCGUAUUGUAUCGUAUCAUAUCAUAAAGUAUUGUAUUGUAUGGUAUUUUAUCGUAUCAUAUCAUAUGAUAUAGUAAGGUAUUGUAUUGUAUAUUAUAUUGUAAUUUCUUGUAUUGUAACAUAUCGAGUCUAUAUCCAAAACUACAUAAAUUUUGUACUUUGGGUUUUUUCUGUCCUUACUGAGUCUCAGCUGUUCGCUUGAUAACUGUUGAAAAAGUGAGGAAUAUCUUUAAAGACUUGAACAAACAGAGAAUAAAGCGCACAGUGGAACUUGAAGUUGAAUUUGGGACAGUUACAGGUUAGCUUCUUUGUUCCAGAGGCUAAGUUAGCCAGCAGAAGUCCUUUUACUGGAUGUUGUUCAAAUUGUGUUUUUCCCAAAACGUCAAACUCUCCUCUCAACCUGUUGUUUUUACCUGUAUUGUCUGCCGGUUGUAAACUUUAACAACAUGAAAGCUGAAACUGUAGACUCCUUUCCUUGGGGCCACGAAGAUACUCCUUGCAGGAUCAAAAUGGCUGCCAACGUUUACUAGAAUCUAGAUAUAAAACAAGACAACAAGAGAGUGUCAAUGACACAGCUGAUAUUCCAUUGUCAGGUCAGUAAGAUUUCAACCUGCUUUUCACUGUUUUGCAUAUAACCAAUAGAAGACGAACAAUUAAUGAUACAGGACACAAACCAGCCACAUGACAACCUGUCACAUCAAAAUGAUGGACUCUGAAUAUUUGUUAGCUUAGGCUUCAGGAAGUUUCAUCACUAUUAAUUAUCCAUAAUUAAGGCUAUUGUGCUAAACUGUCAGACCCAAGCACUGAACCCAUUAAUAACCUUGUCACGUGGCGCCCUAUCGUUGCGAGCUUUAAUUAAACUCCAGUGACUCACAUGUUGACUCAGAUUUUUGAUAUUGCCUGCCGUACUUGACUAACCUACUUUUUGUUUUUGUGGCACAAAUUCCGUAUAAAUGGGAAAUUCCAACUUGGUCUAUGAGCGGAAAUGACUCCAUGUACGUGAUGGCUUAGAUAUUGCCGUUUAAUAGCAUGUCCGCCACCAAUUUAGAAGAAAACAACUCGGUAAUUAUCAGAUGGAUUACCUCUGAAAUUGGUGCACCCAUUUAUGUCGUCAUUAAGAGGAAGUGGUACAAGUGUGAGAUCAUCUGGUGUUUCACCGGCGCCACCAUCAGGUGUAUGUUUUCAGUUUUGCCAAUACUUUUGUUAACGGCUAAAUACCAGCAAAUCUAAUGACAUAUCAACCAACACAUAAAGACAAAGAGGAGUUUCAUUGGUUUUAUAAGUGAACUAGGCUGACCUGGUCAAAGUAGAUGGUCAUGGUGCGGUUGCUCAUCUCCGAGGGUUCAUGGUUGGUGUUACGAAUGGCCGAAAACGCCACCCUCCCCGUCCCCGAUCUCACCGACAUCCCCAGAGCACUCCCCGAUGGCUCAGCUGCGGGGGUGGAAUCGCAGACCACCAGACACUUCCCCUCCAGCACGAUUGGCUCUGUAUCAUUCUGGCAACUGAUCUCUGAGGGUUUCCAGAAGACCAGAAGCAGCAGUCCGAUUGAGAAAACUGAUCGGGGAGUAAGGCGGGGCGAACAGGAAGGAGAUGGACAGAGCAUAGCUCCAAAUCGGGACAAACUUUGUGUGUCAAAGGGCUUGGUGAUGGUUUCACUCCUACAAAUCCUCACAGAGAACUCUUGACAAGCUUCACUCUUGCAAUAUCAUCGUAAUUUCACCUUCUAGGAACUCUUCAAGGUUUCUUUUCGUUUUACUUCCUUGAGCAUUUAAGACUCAUCAAAAUUAAUCCCAGCGUAGGGUGGAGAUUGGGUCUUUCCGGAUAGGAUUAUAAGAUGGCACCAAUUUAGCAGCUUCCCACAACAGCAGGCAGAAAGUCCUUAUUUGGACUGUCGAGGUUACCCGGAUCUUCACCUGAAAGCAACAGUGGCAAUCUGCCAGCAGGACGGAGACACGCAAACCAAAAACUGGUUCAGGGGCAAUCAAGGCUUCAGACCUGUGAAAAGAAUAGAGACGUAACAGACGAGUGAAAUGUUAAUAAAAACAGAUUUUUAGGGUUUGCACAUCAUUUUAAAGAGAAUGUCAAAUUCUGAUCCAUCAGACGUCUAGAUUCCCACUGAGCAAUAGACGGCUAUUAGACUUCUAGUUUUUUUUUAGACCUAAUUUCAACCGUCUAGAUUCUGUUUACUUUUAGACAGAAUUUAGACGAUGCAAAAAUUGCUCAGUGGGCUGUUAGACCUCUGUUAGCUGGCUAGGCUAAACUCGGUCUAAAUUUAGACGUCUAAAAAAACUGUCAUUUUUAGACCUGUGGUGGUCUGAUUUUAGACCAGUCGUCUAGACUACAUUUAGACGUCCAUUAGACCUCUUCUAGACCAAAAUUGCUCAGUGGGUUUCCACGUUAGAACAUCUUUGUCAGGAUCAGGAACCACCAUAGCUCUUUGUGGUUUCCUCUGCUGGAUGCAGUAACAAACCACAGUGUUUCUCCUGCGUUCAUUCAGCAGCGGCGCACCGCCACUACCAAUGCGCCACUGAGGAUUUCUACUUGCACUGUGUGAGUACAAGAUCACACAACGAUAUUUUCAACUUGUUUUGAGUCUUUAACGAGUGCAUCAAAUCUUGUCGGACCCUCUUCCAUCAACGUAAAAGGUAAAGCUGAUACACGGUCUAUGGGGGGCAACCGCCAUUCCAACAUCCGGCCAUUCCGUCUCUAAUUGUUGGAGUGCCGGUAUGUUACCAUGCUAUCAAACGCCCCGUCAUUCCGACAGCUCUUGUCUGCUAUGGUCGGCCCUCUGCGCAGGUUUGGUGCGGGGCGGACCCAACUACGCCCAGGAUUAAAUGACGGACUCCAGAUUUGAAUGUGCCCCCCCCCCCCUUAUAUGGAAAGCUGCGUCGGAAUGGUGAGACGUCGGAGUGGCGGGAUGUCGGAAUGCUGUGUGAGUACAAGAACACAUGACAUUAUUUUUGACUUGUUUUGAGUCAUCAACGAGUGCAUCAAAUCUUGUCGGACCCUCUUCCAUCAGCGUGAAGGGUAAAGCUAAUACGCGGUCAAUAUAGCAAGUAGCAUUUAUAGCAUUAGUAGCAGUAAUAUUAAUGUGCCACUAAUGAUUUCUACUCGCUCUGUGUUAGCACAAGAACAUACAACGUUAUUUUCGACUUGUUUUGAGUCUUUAACGAGCGCAUCAAAUCCUGUUGGACCCUCUUCCAUUAACGUGAAGGGUAACGUUCAAGCUUAUUCACGGUCUGUAUAUCAAGUCGUUCCAUGAAGGCGUAUCCACUAAAGGUUCUGGGCCUUGAAUGAAAGGAUAAUGACACCGAAACAAACACUCGGAAUCAAAGUUCAGACAAAGCGAUGGUUAUAAAUCCUUAAGAUGCACUCUUUAUCUGACAGCGAGCUCUACUUUAGGUUUAAUUAUAGGGUGGACUGGCGCACAAAAGGGAGCCCCACCUGAAGCCCAAUAAAAAGAAGAACCUUGUAGCUCCGGUUUGAUUCACCGUGCGAACGUGCUGAAUGUUGUUGUUGUUGUUUUUGUUCCUGAGUCAUCCGGUUUCUUAUUUGGUUGACCUAUAAUCAGUUUGUGAGGCAAUUCAGACAUCUUAAAAGCCCCUAAAACCUCAGAUACGAAUAAUUAACUUUUUGAUAUUUCAUUUAGAUCUCCAUUAGCUUUGGCUAAGGCCAUUGUUAUGAUUCCUGGAGUCUUCAUUUACAAUUAGUUCUCCAUUGCAGUGCAAAGACACAAAAAAGACAACGUCAAUAUCCACCAAAACUUGCAACAGCCUACAAGACAAAAACAAAACAAAACAACAAAACUAGAACAAUACAAACAACAUACACAUAUGACACAACAGUAAACUUAAGACCUACCUUUUUAGUCGGGCUUUUAGUUUAAUUUUGUUUUAAUCUUUUAAUCUGCAUUAUGUGAUUUUACGCUGUUUUAGUCCUAGAGUUACUAUUUUGUGUUUUAUUACCAGUUUUUUUACAUUUAUUUUCUUUUACUGUUUGAUUUUAAAGGUCCUUUUACACCGAUUAUUUCAGACGUCAAUACAAGCGUUCACAUCAGCGAUGUUUUCCCAACAACUUGUGGAGAGUCAUAGCUUCAGAUUUCUCAUAUGACGAUGGUUUGUCUGCUUUAACAGUUUGCUAAACGUCUUUGUUUUAACUUUCAUCUGUGCUAAGUAACUUUAGCUCGUAAGCUAACCUGUUCAGAUACAACCUACCAUAUGUAUUUUCCAGAGGUGGGGGAAAGUCCCUAUGUUGCAAAUCCAAGUCGAGUCUCAAGUCUUUGCUCUCAAGACCGAGGCAAGUCCAAGUCCUUUGCUCUCAAGUCCCAGGUCAAGUCCAAGUCCUGAACUUUUUCUUUCGAGUCUCAACUAAGUCCUAGGAAUUUUGCUUCGAGUCCCAACCAAGUCCUUACCGUUUCUUUCAAGUCGAAAACAAGUCAUAUCAAAGCCAUAAACCAUUUGUGACUUGGCUUGACUUUUCAAGUCAAGUCAAGUCUCAAGUCUUUAGCAAUCAAGUCCCAAGCGAGUCCAAGUCAUUUCUUGAUUUCGUCAAGCAAGUCAAAAACGGGACUCAAGUCCAAGUCCUAGGAAUUUUGUUUCGAGUCCCAACCAAGUCCUUAUUGUUUCUUUCAAGUCAAAAACAAGUCAUAUCAAAGCCAUAAACCAUUUGUGACUUGACUUGACUUUUCAAGUCACUGGGCUCAAGUCAAGUCAAGUCUCAAGUCUUCAGCAAUCAAGUCCCAAGCGAGUCCAAGUCAUAUCUUGAUUUCGUCAAGCAAAUCAAAAACAGGACUCAAGUCCAAGUCGAGUCUCGAGUCGAGUCCAAGGUGUUCUUGGAUAGUAUGUCCUGGCAGAUCAUUCCAUAUCACUUUGGCCCUAUACAUUACCGUACUUUUCAUCUUGUUUGUUUUUACUUUAGGUAAAGUGAAUUUACCCUCCGUGGCAUGUCUUGUUUUGUAACAGUGUUCAUGUAAGAAAAUAUUUGAAGCUUUGACAGAUUCAGCCUCUUAGUCAGAGAGAUCUGAUCUUAAAAUACCAAGCUGCAACUGAUUCUCCUAUUCGUUGAAGUUUUGCACAAACUCCAACAACACCAAAAUAGUUGGUUUGACAUUGUGAAUCAAUGCGACUUCCUGCACAGACCUGCAUAAAUAGAUGGCCUAAAUGUUUUCCCGCCAAAAGCCUUAUUUGGCUGCUCCGACAAAGACCAGGAAGGCAGAACAGAACAGGGAGCAAUUAAAAAAAGAGCAGAACGAGGGAGGAAAUGGCUUGGAAUAUUAAAAAAAAAAAAAGGAUAAUGAUUAUCUGGCAGGAGAAAAUAAGUUUUAGAGAAAUUGAUGAGGUAAUGUUUUGGCCAGGAAGAGUCCCAUAUGAGUAAUGCCAGCUGGGCUCAGAAGGAGGAGGGGGCAGUAGACUAUCACAAUCCCUCCAUGGAGAGGCCAUCUGUGGGUAAACACUCCCACGCUUUCUCUCCCUGCACCUUUCCAAUUGAAGCCUGUUCACUGCAGUCGCAUUCCUUCACACUCGCACUAUAAAUAAACACACUAUAAAUACAGAUAUGAGGAUACUAGCCCCAAUAAUAUGAGAGUGAACAGUUGCAGAAGACAAAUUAACAUUUUUCUGUUGGGUUUUCAUGCAGUGGAGUUAAAUUUUUCAAAGGUAAAACUAGUAAAAUAAUUCAAGUUAUCAUGGAAAUCUCAUAUCUUGCUGCAGCGUUGGUUAAAUCCCAAAAAUGACAAUGCAAGAGACAAAAAAAGACAAGCGCUUUUACAUCAUUUUACCAAAAUCUUUAUGCAAUGUCAAAGUGAAAGUAAAAAAAGAACUUACCUCAGACUUUAGGUGUUGUUGCUUUUUGUAGGAAAAUAUGAGAUUUCUUUCACAAAGUUGGACCAUCCCAAGAGUCCGUCUUCUCUGCUACCUUCUGGUUCAGCUCUGUUCCUCCCUCUCUCUUCUCCCCAUCUCUCUCUGUUUCUCGAUUACUACCUCUCUGUUCCAGAUCCCUGCGUUCUAGCAGACGUUUAAUCAUAUCACCAGCAUCACAGCCCCGUCUGUUCUCGCAGAUCCUCGACCCCCUACUGUACCUGUUUCUCCUCCCUCUUCCUCCUCAGCUCUUCCUCUACCUCACAUCACACGAAAGAUGAGAUUCAUGUAACGCUCCAACACAAAACACAACAUAUAUAAUUAUAUAGUCUUGUUAAAUUCAGCGCAAUUCUUAUUUUAAGCUGUCAACCUACUCCAAUUUGAAACAGAUCUUUCUUAAACAGGGUUGAUCACGCAACUUGGACUCAAGUCAGUCAUAAGUCAUGAAUCGGACGCAUUUAGAUUUGACAUGAAAAAUGUAAAAUUUGUGAGGGUUGAAGGAACAUUUCACAACUCUGGUCAGAAAACAGAUAAAUAAAAAGACUGGUGUCAAACAAAAUAUCAACUUUGGACUUAAAACUUGACCUAGGAUCCAAAGCAAAGACUUUGAAACAACUUGAACAAAGAAAGAAUUGCUCAAUCUCUGGUGAUUUAAACAAUAAAAUUAGAAAGAAGAUUGGGCCCAGUAUAGAGUGAAGUGAAGCAGAGAUAAGACUUGAAAUUUAUUUGUAUUUAAACAAACAAACAAAAAAAGUUUUAUCCCUGGAUACGUAUAGGGUAGAUAAAGAAAAACAAAGGACCCAGUGUCACGCCUUGGUGCACACCAAAUGUGAAAUCUGGAGGUAAAACUCUCCAGAAGUGAAAUCAUUUUCCUAAAACACGAAACAACAUGAGUCUGAAGUUUAGACUCUCCAGAGCAUAGACAAGAUUUACAGAGAAAACUGAUUUACCCCUGAAAAUGAAUACGGUGAAUUGAGAAAAAGUUUGGGCCCGGUAUUGAACCCUGGUGUACGCCAAAUGUCAAGUGUGAAGGAAAAGGUAAAACAACGGAGUGUACAGUCCCAAAUCCAGAGAUAAGACUUGAGAUUUACUUACAUUUAAUGAAAAAAACCAAAAAGUUUUAUACCUGGAUACGUAUACAGUAAAAAGAGAAAAACAAAGGACCCAGUAUUGCGCCUUGGUGCACACCAAAUCUGACAGAGAAGGUAAAACUCUCCAGAAGUGAAAUCGUUUUUCUAAAAACACGAAACAACACGAGUCUGAAGUUUAAACUCUCCAGAACAAAAACAAGAUUUAUUUGUAUUUAAACACAGUGGAAACUGAUUUAUCCCUGAAAAUAUAUAUACGGUAAAUUGAGAAAAAAGUUUGGGCCCAGUGUUGAACCCUGGUGUACACCAAGUGGCAAAUCUUGAGGAAGAACAAUUCACCAAAAUUAAAAAACAAAAGUGUACAGUCCUAAAUCCAGAUAAUUCAGUGAAAAGACUUAUCUGACAGAAGAGGAAAACAACAAGUCUGAAGUCCAGACUAUCCUGAGCAGAGACUGAAGACUCGUUUAAAUUCAAUAAUUUUCUUGUUUCAAAUUGUUUCAAUCUUAGAAAAGUAUUGAGAGUAUAGAGAAAAAUACAGGACCCAGAGUUGAUCCCUGGUGAACACCAAAUGUCAAAUUUCCGAACGGUAAAACUUUAAAAAACUGACACCAAACUAUCUGUACGGUCCCAAGUGCCGCCCUUCAGACUGAUUUAAAUAUCAAUGAAAUAAUGACCACAUUAAUAAUUAAAAAUGUUAAAAAUGUAGUUUAAAGGUUGUUAGAUGGCAGGAAAUGAAACAGACUUUGUUUUACAAGUUCCUCAAGUAUCUUUGUCGAUAGAAUUCCCCAGUGGGGUUAUAAAUAACCGCAGCCUGAAUCAGGGGCUUUCCGUUUUGUGGUGAUGUCGGCUCAAAAUAAAAUCCUCCUCAUAACUAUUGAAUGGACUGCCUCCAAAUUUGGCGCAUCCAUUUAUAUCCUUACAAGGAUGAGUUGGCAUCAAUUUGAGAUCAUCUGGCUUUUUCUCAGCGCCAACAUUAGGAAUUUUAUCUUCUGAUGAUAUAAAGCUGGUAAUAAUAAAAACGCUGAUUCAUAAGAGUUUGAAACACUAAAAGUCCCCUUGAUUGUCCGGUGUGGACAGUACGACAAUAAUAGAUCAUUGUUACAGAGCAUUUUUAAAAAGUUGCUUCGUCAUGGAAAGAAAAACAGACAGACGUUGAAAAGAAGUAUUCAAACCUCACAAUACUCUUUUGUUUGAGUUACUGGCAGCGUGGAAGAAGCAGAUUAACCUUCAGAGGCGUGUUUCUUGUCUAAUGAGUUACCAAAAACCACAAAGGUGUGGUGCAUUUUGGGAAUGCUGUGGGUCAGUGAGUUACACCAACAUCAAAUUCUUACCAUGAAGAAAGAAAUCAGAUGUUUCUUCUUUGGGAAAUGUUUGAUUUUUUCAUCCUACACUAAAAAAAAAGGGUUUUGUUUUUGCAAAUGUGUGCAUCUAUUCAGUGCAGGAGCUUUAAGGUUGAGUUUAGAUCCCAUGGUUAAGGGUGGAGAAGACUUCGCCGACAACAACAACACAAUCCUGGGCGUGAGACUCUAAACUCUGAGCAGGUGUGAUGUGAACGGACGUGAUGUGCCGGUGAUACAAAAUGGAUAUGAACCUUUUGUGUGCGACAACAAGAGUAAAGCUAUUAGAAAAUAAUCAAACAUUGUGCUUCAACAAAAGACUCUCAAGGACACUAAUGACUGUUAAGCCGGCGCACAAAGCAGAAACGUUCAAGUGAAUUUUCAUCAUUUGUAAAGACAAACGCCUCAGUGCAUCGUUUUAUUAUUGGUCAAAAAUAAUCAAUUUUAAUUUCACUUUAAGUAAAUUUCACAAACUGGAAGUAUAGUCUAAAACAAACACGUGAUGUAUUUCUAUGCGAGUAUUAACCGGUGUGUAACGACGUUUAGUCUGUUUUCUAACUACAUAAGUCUUGGACCGACCCCCUCACGCUGAUUUCAGACAUUAAAAUAAGUUUAUAAAAAAAUAGUCUUAUUGUUUUUUGACUUGUUUGAUUUCGUAGAUCACUAAUAAGCUUGAAGAUGAAUUCCAGUUUAUUUCAUCUAUGUAAAAAAAAUGAAAAUCCCUCUACAGGAUUUUUAUCUGGGAUAUUUUUUAGGAUAUUUUUUAUACAAGAUAUUGUUAUACAGGAAUAUUAAGGCCUCAUUGCAUAUAAAUGUCCAUCCAUUUAUGUAAAAAUAUUAAUAAACCUGACGUGUUUAGAAUAAAUAACGUGUCAUGGUAUGUUCUGUUGAUUUAGUUUUCCCCUGGUUUUGUUAUCGAAGUGUUUCUGUUCCUCUCUAGUCCAGUCUCAUGAGUUUUCAGUUUGUCUUUGACCCUGUUUACCUCCUGUUCUCUGUUUUUUAUCCAUUAGAUCAGUUUUCAGUGUUUGUUUCCUGUUUUAUUUUGUAGGAGUUGAUUCCUUGUGUUCCUCGUCUGGUUUUACUUCCCUAGUUUUCCCUCCUUCGUUAAUCACUGAUGAGUUUCACCUGUGUCUCGUCUGCCUCACCCAGUGUGUGUAUAUAGAGUCCCUGUCUUUCCCUCUGUCUUGUUUGGAUCAUUGUGUGUCGAUGUGAGCAUAUGCUUGUGUCUCCAGUCGUUUCCUUGUGGUUUUUUCCCCACUGCCCUUUCAAUUCUUUGGAUUUUGCUCCUUGCGUUUUUUGGACUUCUGGAUUUGUUUGGACGUUUUGAGAGUAAGUUUUAGUUUGACUUUUACUUUUUACUUUUGCUUUCAUAAAUCCUUAGUUCUAAAUUUCUGGGUCCUUUUUCCUUUGUUUUAUGUACCAAACAUGACAUAAUGAAGAUUAAUGUAUUCAUCAUUGAUAACUCUAAUUUGUGUUUGUCUCAUAAAUUUUAACUAAAUGAAUUUUGGUUGAUCCACAGUUCAUCAUAAUUAAACUAUAUUCAUACAUUUUCAUUGAUUAAAUUAAGUUGGUUUUUGUUUUUGCCAAUUUUUGGAAAUUUAUAUGAAUUCUAAAAAAUUUCAUCAUUUAAAUAAAAUGGAUGCAAAAAAUUAUAGAAAUGUAAUCAUUUAAAUAAAAUAAAAUCCAAAUAAAUUAUAAAAAAUAAAUUUGAAAAAAUUUAAUAAUUUAAAUAAAAUCAAAUCAGUGCAAAUAAAUGAUAAUAUAUAUAAUUUUAAAUAUAUAUGGUGUAAAAAAAAUAUAAUAAAUUAUAAAUAAACUACACCAUGAUUAAUUUUUUCUGAGUAUAGGAGCUUGAAGAGAACAAUUGUAGAUGUUUUUUUACAUGAGCAGAAAUAAAAAGUGCCCAAAAAUUUUGUAUUUUUAAGAUUUCUUUUUUAUUCUUCAGUUUUAUAACUCGUAUUUCCACGAACACAUUCAAAUGUCACAGUAACAGAGUGUAAAGCAGGUGAUAAAACCUGAAUUCACAUGAAAAAAAAACUCCUUCAUACAAAAUUUUAUAAAGUAAAGAGAAAUCAUAUAAUAUAUAUUUAUAUAUAUAUAUAUUCUACAUUAUAGUAUCAGCCUAAUUCAGGCCAGUGAUGGUUAAAUACUGUUACAGUAAAUAAAUGUGUUUAAAACCUAAAAAGGUUCAAAUGUUUCUAAACUCAAAGUGACAAACGUCUCCGUUCAUGAACAAAAUCAAACGUCCGACUCGAUGGUUAUGUCCCGUCCCUGGAGAGGACAGAUGAUCAGCGGCGCCGUGUUUUUCCCGUUUUCCUGAACACAGGGGUUAAAGUACGGGUAGAGCGGCUCCGUGAAGUCGCACUCUCGGUGCGUGUAAAUGAGAGUCUUAGCGUCGGCGUCGUAGAAGGACACCGACCCUUCUUCGUAAUCCAGGUACACGCCCACUUUCUUGGGCGCUUCCUGGGAAUGGAGGGCGACGGAGGGGCUGGCGCACGCCCUCAGACUCCCGCCUUUCCUCCGACAGAUCGCCCAGAAACCGCUGUCCGGACGCACUGAGAUGGCGCCCUUCCUGUUGAUGGAUUCCCUCGCUACGCCGAGAUCCCAGUCUGUUUUAUCUCCCACCUGAAACACAGCGAGCAAAACGAAGAGUCAGACAACCGCAGAAUCAAUCGAUCGAUCGAUCAAUCUGAAUUUGAAUAGAUCUCGUACCUGAACCUCCCAGUAGCACCUGCCAGACCUGAAGCUCUGUUUCCCCAACACGCAGACGCAGGCGUCGAAUCUCUGAGGGUUAUCCGUGACGGGAUCUUUCUUCUUUUGACUGCUCACCUAAAAAAAAACCGAUAAAAUCAGCGUCACGAUCGAGAUUUUUCAGCUUCAGGUUUUCACAGAUCAACUUUUUCACCUCUAUUUUAGAAAAACUGUGAGAGACUGUUGCCGACACAAACACUUCCUUCUCCGGUUUCAUUUUUAGACCCCGCACUUCCCACGGAUCAAACGAUGUGGCGUCUUACCUUCUUUCUGUCUGGAGAGAGGAGCAGCCAGCCCGACGCCGUCUCAGGAUCCAGGGUGACGUCGACUGCAGAGACAAAGAGGGAAAACAGUGAGUCAGGUGAAAACAAAUCUACUAAUCCUGGUUUUAAAGGGUUUCUAACAAAAACGGCAGGAUGUGUGAUUGUGAGCUCACCUGCGUACUGUUGCAUCUUGUCGGCUUCUGCAGAAAAACGAGAAUAAAAAGGUUAUUUUCAUGCAUGAUUUUGCAGAAACUGAAAAUCUGUGGACUAAAUCCGCCAAAGUUUACCUUCUGCUGUGAGUUUGUUUGUGAGCUCUUGACAAACAUCCACAAGCUUGCAGAAGGAUCUGCUGACCGUCUCCAUGCAGUUAUCCGGGUGAACCACGACCUCGGUCCAAUCUCUGGUCGACGGGAGUUCACGCAGAGACGGGUAACUCUGAAAACAGAGAGGAAUCUCAUGAGCACAGUCCUUUUACACGCUUUAAAGGUGUCGCAGGUGUAGUUCAGGUAUCCCACCUGUAGGAGGUGUAGCGGGUUCUGUGUGAGCUCCAGGUGCUGCAGCUCGCUGCUCCUCAGCUGCAGCUCCCGGAUCUCCUCCUCCAGCUUCUCCAGCAGCUCCUCCGCCCUCCUCUCCGCCUCCUGCUGCCUCGCGGCGAGCUCCUCCACCAGCUCGGCCUGGUGUCUCUGCACGGCGCUGAUGAGCAGGGAGCAGACCUGAGCGCUCUUCUGGACUUCUCGCUCUUUGAUUUUCUGUCGAUUCGAAAACACGACUUUGUAAAUUUUCAGAAAAUCAAAAAAAUUAAAAGAUGAAUUUUGUGUAAAAGCGCAAACUUACUCUGCUGAGAUCCACAGAAUUCUUGAUUUGCUCCAUUUUUCUCAGUCUCGCGUUGACCAUCUGCUGAACUUCGGCUUUGGUCUCCUUCAGAUGAGACUGUAAAAGUCCAAAAACACCAGAUUAGCACAUUUGUUCAACAUCUAAAAAGCAGCAGGUGGAUAGAAUCAGCUCGGUCUUACCUUCACCCUCCUGCUGGCCUUCUCUAUGACGACCACGGCGUGCCUCUUGUGGUCCUUCUCGGCGCACUCCUCACACACCGGCGUCUGGUCCUUCCUGCAGAACUGGGUCAGCGGUUUGUUGUGUUUCCUGCAGAGGUGGCUGCAGGUGAAGGUGGCCGGGUCCGUGAGGCGGUGUCUCUGCAGCGCCGGGUCCCUCAGGUGCGGGGCGAGGUGGAGUUCGCAGUACGACGCCUGACACACCAAACACGACCUCACCGAGGUGGACUUGUGCCCGUGGCAGAUGUCACAGGGGACUUCAUUGUUGUGAAGCUGGUUCUGGUUCUGAGCCUCCUCUUCUUCUGGGUUUGGAGCUGGAGUCACCAACCUUUUAAUUUUAAAAGAAUAAUCACCUUCAGUCUUGGUUAAACUUCCUUUUUUUUUAUUCCUCUAAAUCAAACGGCGAUCGAACAAACCUUUUGAAUAUCUCCACGAUGUCGGCGAGUUCUCGGUUCACCCUGAGCUCAGGACGCUUCCUGAACGUCUCUUUGCACAGAGGACACUGAGACUGGUCCUUCGUGUCCCAGAAUCCUUCGAUGCAGUCCAAGCAGAAGUUGUGUCCGCAUGGGAUGGAGACGGGGUCGGCGUAAGUGUCCAGACAGAUGCAGCAUCUGAGCUGAACCUCCAACGGCAACUGGGUCAUCCUGUCUGCUGGGGAGAAAAAAACAACAACACAAAGAUGUGAUUCAUGUCGACCUGAACGUCCGUGAGCGAAGUAGUAAACAGAUACUGAGCGUGACUGACUCAUCGUACCAGAGGGCUGACGAGGAGUGAGUGAGUAAGAGCGAGCAGAGGAGGAAAAGUUUUACGAGAUGACUCAAAGUUGACAGACAGAAACAGUUACACACUCAGAAUGUCGUAAAAAGAAAAAAACAGCUGAUCACUGGAAAUAUACGACAAACGUGACGACUCAACGGUGCAGUUAAAGCAAAUCGUGCUGCAUCAAUGUUUUUUGCAACAUUUCCAUUUUGUAUUCUAAAGUAAAUAAUCAAAAAGUACUAAAGUGUCUAAAUAGAUGUCAAAAGUUGAAUUUUUAAGACAGUAACUUUCCACAUAAGCCUAAUUUUGGGCUUGAAAAGACUGAACAUUUUUGGAGCAUCAUGCGUUAACUUUACAUAGAUUCCAUGAUAACACACAUUCAAAAAUAAUGUGCAUUUUUAAAAUUUUUUAUAAAAAGUUCAGCAAAAUUAUUGCACAAAAGACGUCUGUCUGCAAAUAAAAAUGAAAAACACCUGACACAACCUUUUAAAAUUCUGAUUUUAACAAACAAACAUACUUUUUGACACUUCCCUUCAACAUUGCAAAAACUCGAAAUUUUGUCUUAUUUCUUCUUGAAAUCUUAAAUAAUACGUAAAAUAAUCCACAUUCACCUGAAGAUGUCUAGAUAAAUGUCUUGUUGCAUGAAAUUACAAGUGAAAAUGAAGAACAGAGUUUCUUGUAUUGAACAAAAAAAAAAAACAUAUCAAAAAUUCUCAAAAAUUUUUGUAAAACGACACAAAAUCUUAAGUGCAAAAAACAGAAAAUCUUAAAUCUGAGAGCAGAGGAUGCUUUUUUUUGGUUUGUCAUUUCUUUUGUUUUAAAUCAUGUCGCAAUUUUUUUUUCAAAACCACAGAUAAGACCAAAAAAAGACUCAAUUUUUUGUUUUUGCGGUGUAGUGAAACUAUAGAAUUGACUUAGUUAUUUAGCUCUAUUUCUUAGUAGUAUUUCUGUAUUUCUUAGUGCUGUAGUAGAUUCAGUGAAGUCUUACCUGUUUGAGUUGUCAUGUUGAGUAUCCUGAUCCUCCGCGCAGACUCAGCCUUUAAAUACUCCUCAAACAGUGACUAAUCCAAGUACAAACAAAGAGUGACUCCCAUUACCAUCUCACUCCGCCUCUUCCUCCUCCUCCUCCUCUGCAGGGUUAAGAUCCUUUAUUUCUCCACUCACAGGAUCUGGUCUUUCUGGUCUUCUGGCUUCGUCUGUUUUCGUCAUGGUCUGUCUGUCUAAAAGGCAACGUGCAGGAGAGGAAGGGCUGGGUUUGCUCAGAGGGUUUUGAGAGGGUGUGAAGUGGAAUCGUGGGAAUUCACCUGACCGGACGGUAAUUGUCUGAGCUGUGAACACGUGUUGGGGAAAGUAUCAGUUGGGUGAAUGGGGAUUUGUGAAAAGGAGGUGCUUUUUUUUUAGGUCAAGGGACUUUUUCACCUUUUAGUCAGUGGAACAGCUGAAGAAAUCAGAGGAGUUAUGGGGCGUCCAUACUAGCCGAAACCACCGGAUCAAAUAGGACUCCCUAAAAACAUUGGACUCCAUCAGCAUCCUGGUCACGAUCGGGUCUUUUGAGUAUCCGGUUAUUGCAUUUGUGCAAGUAAACCAUGCCAGAUCAGACUCCCCUACUGUCAAAGACCCGAUGUAAAGAUGGGAUAAGACUGAGACUGAUCCAUUAUAGAGAUGAACCAAUCCAUUUUUUCCCGAUCCAAUCCUAUACCGAUACCUGAGCUGAGUGUAUCGGCCGGUAUCCGAUACCGAUUCAAUAAUACUGUUGAAUGAAUGAACUGUAUACCUUGCCCUGUGAGUGAAGGCAUAACCCCAAUUUCCACCGCAUCCAGAAUGGCAGCAAUCGCGCGAUAAUGAGUCGUCUCUUAGCCACAGAGGAUAAGUGAAAUACGAUCUGCCAGAAACAUGGAGUGUUUUAUUUUGAAAAGAAGCCGGAUGUUUUAUUUUGUGUCUGUGCCCGACUUCCUUUCCAGCAAAGGCUAAUCUGUGCUGAAUUUAUCCGUCAUGUUCCGGCGUCCAGAAAAAAUAGAAUUCGAGCGAUCCACAGUGGAACAGAAAGAGGCCGGUGAAAAUUGACACAUUGACUUGAAUGGCUACGAUCGGCAGAUACGGCCUUUUCGUAGCCGUUCCGUAUGCGGUGGAAAUUGGAGGUCAGGCUUGACAUUAGCCUUGUUAAAAAAAAAAGUAACAAACGGAUAUAAAUUUAUUUAUUAUUUAUUGACAAAUUGCACAUUAGCACACAACAAAAACAAGUAAGACUUCCACGCUGGAUCGGCAUCAUUCAUCCGAUAUCCAAUCCAGUUAAUUUGUCGAUAUCGGGGCCGGUAUCCGAUCCAAAUACCCAAUCGGUGCAUCCCUAAUCUAUCUGAUCAGACCCAGUUCCAUCCCAUCUGGGACCACAGGAGUGAAACACUUUACAGCAUUUAGAAAGUAACAGCGGAGACGAAGAAGUUCCUUAGACAGGCAGAAACCUCAAGCAGAACCAGACUCAUGUUGGACAGUCAUCUGCAGAGACUGAGCUGAGGUUAGAGAGAGAUGGACAGAGGUGCUUGAGGACUCCCAGAAAAGACUGUAAACUCAAUAUCCUGGCACCCCUGCGAGUCUAAACCUGAAGAAGCAUAACUCAGGCCUGAACCAUCUCCAACUAUGAGUCCACUCAGAGGUAUUUUUACCUUUCUCCCGCCUCAUGCAUGACUGACUCUGCCUAAACAAACAGAUUAAUGAUUAAGAGGAUAGGUCUAAUGUCAGUAAUUACCCAGCGAGGAAGAGUGCAUUUCACGUUUCAGUGCACAAACAGAGUAACAGCUGUAAUCAGUGAGUUUGAGUGUUUAAUAUCUUUUGCUAAUACAUGGAGCUGAACAGGUACAACUCUUAAUGCAUGAUCUAUCCUGUAGGCUUUUGUCUCUGCAGACUGCAUUUGGAGAGAUUGAGCUAAUUACCAUCAUUAGAAAAAGGUUUGACUUAAUCGCACUCCGGGACACUAGCGCUGAUUAUGUUACGGUAACAUGAAUAAUCUGGCACGCAAACGUCACAUCCCGAACAUGAUCACAACCUUGUUAAGACGGGAUAUGUUUGUUCCGUGGAAAACACACUCGAUGACUCAUUAGCAGUUAGCAGCCAACUCGGCUAAUUAAGAGGAAAAUGUUUGUGUAUUACGCAACAGCUUUCUAAAAUGUUGGCGAAUCGCAGAGCCUCCUCCCUACAGUAAAUCUGCACUCUGUCAGGAGGAUAUUUAAGAGUCAUAAAACCAAGACUGUUUUGGUGGCUAUAAAAAAAACAAGGCUGCCACCCGAAAAGGAACGCAAUGAGUCACUUGAUACGCUGAUGAUACCGUGUUAUACGUCAGGAACACUUAGAGUGCGAGCAUGUGGCCUAUAACUCGACUUUUUUUUACGAUGAAAACAAAUCUGCGUGUGACGUUAUUGAAGGAUCUCCCCGCUGAAAAACAAAACACAAAUAUUGAAUCAGCUUAAUUUUAGGCGCUGAAUCAGAAAAAAUAGUUUGUUUUUUCUGCAGUUUGACAGUAAAUUGAAUAGAAUCACGAAUCUAACUAUAUAUUCAAAGGUUAAAACCUGGUUUGUGGGGACGUGCAGAUUUGCCCAGCAGGUUAGCGCGCCCCACCUACAGGGACUACGUUUCCUGCAGCGGUCAGGGGUUCGACUUCCUAUCAAUGAAGGCAAAAACUUACCAAAAAAAUACUUUAAAAAAAAAAGCAGGUUUGUCUAUUUUGUAUAUCACCUCAUGAGCUGAAAUCAAAAUUAUGUUUGUAAAUAUAAUCAGAAUUUUUACCAUGACUGCAUAAAAAUUGGUUUUCAUUACAUAAAAAUAAUUAAAUCAUUAUUAUAAUCGUAACUAUCAGCGUAACCACGUUAUGUUACAGCGUAAUUGUAACUUUUCAGACUUGUCUUAAGUCUAGUUCCUGCUUUUGUGUUGGAUCUACGUUGUCACUUCGCUGUUGUGAGCAUCACAUACUCUCUGAAUUGGAGUGUCUGUGUUUCACUGCAAUACUCCUUCGAAACACUAGUUGGCAGUGCAAUGUUUACACUAGCCAUUUUGCCAGUUUCUAGUCCUGCUAUGUUCCCUCCUUGUUUGGAAACCAUGGCCUUAUAUUGCGUUGUAAUUUUGAAAACAGUAGAAAAAGUAGACGGGCAGCAGAAGAAGAGGACUGUAAAAAAAGCAGCUAACCGAACAUAACCAAACUCAGAAUUAAAGCGUCUUACUCCCAAUUUCAAACAGAUCAGGAACGGCUAUGUAAAGGCCGUAUCCGCCGAUCGUAACCAUUCAAGUUAAUGUGUCAAUUUCCAUUAAUUUCUGCGCAUUAAUUUCUCCUCCAUUUCUUGCGUUUAUUCUUGCAUUAAUCGGCCUUUUUGAGGAAAAUCAAUCUUCUAUAAUCCGAUUUGUUGCCUGACAGGAAACAUGUUUGACAUACUUUCUGAAACACUUUCUCAUCUCCUUCUGAAAGCCUACUUUUGUUGCUAACGUGGCAGCCGGAGGCAGAACAGCAGGUCUAGUCUGACAUUUAAGAUCUUUGACAUCUUUACAUUCGAAAAUAUGAGGAAUGAUUUAAGCCGUAAUCAGGUUACACCUUCAGGUUAUUCCUUUAGUUUCAAUUCUGCUAAAGUUAAAGAUUUGACAAGAUGACGAGCAAGAUGUCUCUGCAGGGCGCAAAAACAGAGAAAAAAUUCCAGCUCAGUUUUGUGGCUGAUUUAACGAGCAAUUCAAACGGAUCAAGAAAACACAGUACGGAUUGAUUUUUACUCUUUAAUGGACGAAAGUAAACAAGUCAGUGGGCCACUAUGUUAGUCACCAGUGUGUCAGAUGGUAUCAGGUCAGACGUGUGUUUUGACUUUUCUCCAAACAGGACUUUCGUGUCACUCGUACUUUUCUUCAAAUUCCACUUCUCCUCCUCUGACAACAAACGCAAACAGGCGAGAAGUCGUGCGUCAGAGGGGAGAUGAGAGAAUGUUGCGUACGUGAAGUAGAGUGUUUAAGAUCGUUCGAUAAGGAACUGUCAAAGUUAAAGCGAGUUUUAUCAAAUACUUUAAGAUUCUCUGAUGGGCUGAUUCUCUGGUGAGAGCAGAAAUUGAAACACAAAGCUAGCAAGUUAUGGCAGACAAGGCUAGCAUGCUUGUUUGGUUAACGACGAUUAAAGAUAAUGUCUUGCAUCGUUGCAGCAAAGAUGACCUUUUCAGUUGUCAUUUGGUAUUUGGUGGUUUGGUCUUGAAGACGCUACACUCACCGGCCACUUUAUUAGGUACACCUGUCCAACUGCUCGUUAACACUUAAUUUCUAAUCAGCCAAUCACAUGGCGGCAACUUGGUGCAUUUAGGCAUAUAGACAUGGUCAAGACAAUCUCCUGCAGUUCAAACCGAGCAUCAGUAUGGGGAAGAAAGGUGAUUUGAGUGACUUUGAACGUGGCAUGGUUGUUGGUGCCAGAAGGGCUGGUCUGAGUAUUUCAGAAACUGCUGAUCUACUGGGAUUUUCACGCACAACCAUCUCUAGGGUUUACAGAGAAUGGUCCGAAAAAGAAAAAAUAUCCAGUGAGCGGCAGUUCUGUGGGCAGAAAUGCCUUGUUGAUGCCAGAGGUCAGAGGAGAAUGGCCAGACUGGUUCGAGCUGAUAGAAGGCAACAGUGACUCAAAUAACCACCCGUUACAACCAAGGUAGGCAGAAGAGCAUCUCUGAACGCACAGUACGUCGAACUUUGAGGCAGAUGAGCUACAGCAGCAGAAGACCACGCCGGGUGCCACUCCUUUCAGCUAAGAACAGGAAACUGAGGCUACAAUUUGCACAAGCUCAUCGAAAUUGGACAAUAGAAGAUUGGAAUAACGUUGCCUGGUCUGAUGAGUCUCGAUUUCUGCUGCGACAUUCGGAUGGUAGGGUCAGAAUUUGGCGUCAACAACAUGAAAGCAUGGAUCCAUCCUGCCUUGUACCAACAGUUCAGGCUGGUGGUGGUGGUGUCAUGGUGUGGGGAAUAUUUUCUUGGCACUCUUUGGGCCCCUUGGUACCAAUUGAGCAUCGUUGCAACGCCACAGCCUACCUGAGUAUUGUUGCUGACCAUGUCCAUCCCUUUAUGACCACAAUGUACCCAACUUCUGAUGGCUACUUUCAGCAGGAUAAUGCGCCCUGUCAUAAAGCUGGAAUCAUCUCAGACUGGUUUCUUGAACAUGACAAUGAGUUCACUGUACUCAAAUGGCCUCCACAGUCACCAGAUCUCAAUCCAAUAGAGCAUCUUUGGGAUGUGGUGGAACGGGAGAUUCGCAUCAUGGAUGUGCAGCCGACAAAUCUGCGGCAACUGUGUGAUGCCAUCAUGUCAAUAUGGACCAAGCUCUCUGAGGAAUGCUUCCAGCACCUUGUUGAAUCUGUGCCACGAAGAAUUGAGGCAGUUCUGAAGGCAAAAGGGGGUCCAACCCGUUACUAGCAUGGUGUACCUAAUAAAGUGGCCGGUGAGUGUAUGUUGUAUGAAAGUUUGGGGCCAGCUGCUACAGUCUGUUGGCUUAACGUCAGGAAAAAUGCCAAUUAACGUUGUCUGCAGAUGUGCGGCGGAAGCUGUUUUCAUGUUUUCUUUGACUGAAGUUGCAAUAGGGUGACCGUACGUCCUCUUUUACCCGGACAUGUCCUCUUUUUGGGAGGGCUGUCUGGCCUUGUCUUGCUUUGUCGGGGGGAGUUUAUAAAAUCCGUCAAAUAUCCAGGAUUUUGUGUGGAAGUUUCAAGUUUGUGUCACGUGGACUUACUGAGUUCAGGUCCUGACACACAGGGGCCGACGCAAAUAUAGAGGAUAUUUUCCUGGGGAAAGUCCCGCCUCCUUCACCUCUGACUGGCUAGAAAAGCUGGAAACGUCAUCACACGCUCAAGCCAAACGGUCAGCACUUAUAGCCAAUCAGAGGCGAAGGAGGGCAGGACCGGGGGGCAACAACCAUUCCGACAUCCCGCCAUUUCGACAUUGGUCUCUAAUUGUUGGAGUGGCGGUAUGUUACCAUGCUAUCAAACAUCCCGUCACUCUGACAGCUCUCAUCUGCUAUGGUCCCUCUGCAGCUACACUCGGGAUUAUGUGAAUGCGCACCCUCCCCCAUAUGGAAAGCUGCGUCGGAAUGGUGAGAUGUUGGAAUGGUGAGAUGUCGAACUGACAGCAUGUCACCCUGUCAAAGCACACAAACCACAAGUUGUCCUUUAGGUCGUUAUCUUUUGUAAUGUUUGUGUCUUUCAUCUGACACGUAAACAAUCAGCCGGUCGGCCAUGUUGGAUAUACCGGUGAUACUGACGUCGCAACAACACGCAAUCUGAUUGGUCAGAAGUGGACACACAGUAUGCGAAACUUUAGAAAAAUCAACCGUGAUACAGAAAAAUAAAUGCCGCAUAUCGCAGGAUGGGAAAAUGUUGCUGAUGUAAACGCUUGUAUUGACAGGAUAAAUAAUUGCACAAAAAAAACUGGUCCCAGUGUGAAAGGACCUUUUUUUAGAGGCGUGUAAAAGACACUCAAACUGAAUUAACUAUGCGCGACUCCGUGACUCCACCCCCGCGUAGUGGUGUCCUCUUGUUGGGCAUUCAGAAUACGGUCACCCUAGAUUUAUAGAGGUACACAAAAAACAAAAAGUCUAAUGUUUCUUUUCUAGCAGCUCAGUUUGGUAUUUAUUUUCUCAGAGCGCUUACAUAUCCGUCCGAUGAGUAAAUCCUGUCUGGUGGGUUUCAGGAGCCCGUUUCUGCACGGUGAGCUUUUUGAGUUGAGUUGCAGGUGUAAAUAAAAAAUCUCCCUGUGGGUUCAUUAAUUAAGAAGCAGUCGGAAGUGAGCCAAUCUAACCCACACCUUUCCUCAUCAUCUAAUUACAACUCUGAGUAGUAGUCGAGACUGCACAUGUCCAGGACAUGAGGCAUCCACGCCUGGCCGACUUGGCCGUAAAUAAAAUAUGAAUCAUAACGCCCACAUGUGUGCAACGACAGACACGUGUUUACAAAUGACUGUCUACCUUUUUUCGGUUGUAUUUUGAAUAAAACUGCUUUGAGAAAAGACUCUUUGUUAAUCCUACUUCUUUGUUUUCCUUGAGAUGAUGCUUCAUGUAUUUUGAAAUCUUAUCACAUCAUAACAUCAAGUUCUUUGAGUCCCAGCCCAGGAUGGUGGAAACAACAACUUGCCACACACACAGAUGUCACGUUUUAUUCUAGCGGUAAUGAUAUGGUUUGUCUAAGUCGGUCACAUUGAGGUAAAAGUAAAUGAGGCUCUCUAUCAGUUGGCGUCGAAAUUUGAACUCAAUCCAAACAAGAAUAAAACAGGCCAUUGCUGUGAAAGAAACAGAGAUGAGAUUUUGAUUCAUUCCCAAACUUUAUAAAAACUCAUCCCUUUUACUCCAAACCUCGCCGGUUUAAAUUAGUAUCCAGUAAACAUCUUGUGGGAUUAUCUCCACAUUCCGCUCAAACCCAACAACGUCAUUGCGGAUGUUUUGCCGUGUGAGGUCUGCCGUCAGUAGCCGUGUUUUCAUCUGCAAAAUUUCUUGAUCUGAUUUAAAAAUUUGAGGGAUCCGAACAUCUGAAUCCACUGUUUAUAUGGCUCAAAUCAAAUAAUCCGAUCAUGACGUGCGUAUUCAUGCACCAAACUUAAUUCAGGUUAGAAUCAUUUGGACAUGUGCAGAGUUGCCAAACCAACAAACGCGUUGGUGGCUCAAAUCAUCCGAUUCUUGAUUUUUCCCUUCACUCAGAGUGGAUCUGGGCAUGGUUCUGAGAGUGCUUGUAUUGCUCCUAGCGUACAUGACCGCCAAGCGGGUCCAGCGGCACGAACUGAUCCUUUGUUAGCAAGAAAGUUGUGUCAGACACAGACUAAUCGCUCUUGGAUCUCGCCAUGUUUACGUCUUGUCACUAACGGCGGAAAUGCGUCAUGUUGACGUACGGCACAAACGUGCAGUCAGCUUAGUUUUGCCACGAUCGGAAUACUUCUUUACAUGGAAGCGUUUCGGCGUUGGUGGCUCAAAUCAUCCGAUUCUUGCCCUUCACUCAGAGUGGAUCUGGGCACGGUUCUGAGAGCACUUGUAUUGCUACUACUUGGUUUAACUAAUGAGGAGCAUGGAUGAUGGUGGUCGGAUGCCAAAGUUCAUAGAAACUUUGAUUCUCAGCAAUCCCAGCAAUGACUGCAAGAGUUUCUGUAACAUUUAAACCAGUUUUCAAAGAUUUGCACGGUAAAUGUUUGCGUUCGGUUUGACUUUGUGGGCUGGAAAAUGGUCGUGAAACAUGGAGGACUUUAUUUCUGGGGUCUACUUCCACUGCAGAUAUCAGGAGUUGAUUCCUUGUCACAUUGAGGUAAAAGUAAAUGAGGCUCUCUAUCAGUUGGCGUCGAAAUUUGAACUCAAUCCAAAAAUCCACAAAAGACUGUGAGCUCAAGUUGUCUGUGUCAUAGACAACUUAAGUGAAGACGGCACGAUAGCAACACACAGAGCCACGCACUCAACCAAAACGCCACUCUAUAGCCACAAAUAAUACUCAGAACAGCACCUAACUUCAUCAACAGGACAUAUAGGGUCCCAGCCACUAAACAUCUUUUUAACUUUGCCAAUUUUUUUUUAGCAAAGAGACUAAACACAACUCACCUACUCUCUUCCAGCAGCCGCUUGUUUGUAGUGAGACCUCAGGCCAGUGGAGCAGCUCAAGGAAGAACAUUUAUGAUCAUUUCUUUAUCAUUUCCUUAAACUAAUAAUCAUCAUAUUAAUCAAUUUUCUCUGCAGACGUGGUAGUUCUUCUGCCUUAGUGUCUCGGUCUGAUUGUUUUUCCAUGAAGAAAUGAUCAUAAAUGUUCUUCCUUGAGCUGCGUCACCCCGCAGCAGUUUGUAACGGACUGGCCUGAGGUCUCGCUACAAACAAGCGUCUGCUGGAAGAGAGUAGGUGAGUUGUGUUUAGUCUCUUUGCUAAAGAAAUCAGUCAAAGUUAAAAAGAUGUUUGGUGUCUAGUACUAUGUCUGGGACCCUAUAUGUCCUGUUGAUGAAGUUAGGUGCUGUUCUGAGCAUUAUUUGUGGCUAUAGAGUGGCGUUUUGGUGGAGUGUGUGGCUCUCUUCAUUGCUAUCCUGUGGUCGUUACUAAAGUUGGUAUAACUAGAGAAGCAAGCGGUCAGCAACAUUCAUCUCUCGACGAGGUGUCUAACUCUGUGUUAUUGUUUAAGUUGAGUUAAAAUUAUUUUUUAAUUAGACAUCUUUAGACGUGUCAGAUAGAAAGAUACUGACAUAAAGUUGACGCUCAUGUAUGCGGGCAAACUAUGAGCGAAGGCGUUCGCCGAGGCUGCUUAUGUGAAAUGACACAGUAAAAGAAAACUGAAGGUAGAGGUUUUGUAAUGUUUUAAAACCCAACAUUAAACUUCAAUGUAAACAUUUAAACCAGUUAUCAAAGAUUUCCACGGUAAAAGUUUGUGUUCAGUUUGACUUUCUGGGCUGGAAAAUGGACUUGAUUUCUGGGGUCUACUUCCACUGCAGAUAUCAGGAGUUGAUUCCUUGUUUUGAAAAUCCAACUUUACUUUUUUAAGGUGAGGCUGAUGUGCAAAAAACUCAUCAAGCAAACAACCCACUAAAGACAGUUUCCACCUGGUACUUAAAUGUCACCUUUAUCAGCAGGCACGUGAGACUUCACAGGGACGGUAAAACUCACUAAUAACAGACAAUUCAGUCUUGCACAUGACUUCUCUACAGUAUUUAUUUCGCUGUCAUCCAGGUGAAUACAGUUUAAUUUAUGAGCUUGAAGUCAUUGGGCCACAUUCUUUCUCUGGAUGUUUAGCCGCCGCCUAAAGGUUAUCCACCUCUGAACAUGACUUCACCCAAAAAACUAUAUUUACGCCGCUCUCUGUGCCCUGUAGGUGUUUACAUUUUGUCAAACAAUGACAUCUGAUAUGACAGUAAGGAUCUCAAACUGGUGUUCAUCACCUGUUGAAACUGUGUUUCCUUGAACAUAAAACUGUUGAGUUUUUUCCACACGUGAGGAAAGGCCACGUUAACGCUCCUUCUCGGCCCCCUAAGCGAACUGAACUAGUCUAAACCAGACAAAACCUCGUCAAAAGCCCCGAUCAGACUUGUAUAUAGCUAAAAGGACACAUUUCUGAUUAAACCACAGGCAUUUUCUCCAGCCCUGACCUAGUUCACCUCCUUUUUGUUUCAGACCACAUGAAAACAAUACUUCUUGAAGAUCCACCUCUUUCUUUUAUGGGUUGCGCUCCUUGUGGUCUACGAAUAACAGCCAAAAAUCUGGGUGUAACUACUGGCUGUGAACUUGGACGUAGACAAACAACAACCAUCACUCAGUCAGUGAACUGAAUUCAUUAUUUUCUUCUCAUGUCAUUGUUAAAGUUGAGUUAAAAUUAUUUUUUAAUUAGACAUCUUUAGACGUGUCAGAUUGAAAGAUACUGACAUGUAAACUAAAGUUAAAAGGUUAUUUUAUCUCCUGAUUAAUGAGCUGUACACAAACAAAGCUGCACUAAAUGGGAACACUAAUACGUAUGUGAACUUGUGUGAUAGAGUUGACCCCGUUUGCUGAAAACAGUCGCAUACUUAUUGUCUCGUUACGAACAGAGCUGAGCGGCAUCCACUGUGGCUGGCACAUUUAUCUCGCCUCGAAAUAUCUCUUUAGAGAUUUCAGUCAUUUCUGUUUUAGAGUUAAUUAUUCCAGUAAUGAACUAUUCUGCUCUAAAGCCAACGACUCUCUUCUCUUAAUCUGACUUUAAAGGGAUAUUCUGGCAUAAAAUCAAUUAAGGGUCAAACACUCUGUGACACCGAGUUAGACACCCCCUUGAGAGACGAAUGUUGCUGACCGCUUGCUUCUCUAGUUAUACCAACUUAAGUAACAACUGCACGAUAGCAAAACACAGGACUGAGGAGCCAUAAACAAACCUCAACCAAAACGCCCCAAAUAAUGCUCAGAACGGCACCUAACUUCAUCAACAGGACAUAUAGGGUCCUAGUCAUAGUACUAGACACUAAACAUCUUUUUAACUUUGCCUAAUUUCUUUAGCAAAGAGACUAAACACAACUCACCUACUCUCUUCCAGCAGCCACUUGUUUGUAGCGUGACCUCGGGCCAGUCCAUUAUGGACUACAGUGGGGUUUCGCAGCUCAAGGAAGAACAUUUAUGAUAAUUUCUUCAUGGAAAUGCAAUCAGACCGAGACGCUAAGACAGAAGAACUACCACGUCUGCAGUGCAAAAUGAUUAAUAUGAUCAUUAUUACUUCAAGGAAAUGAUAAAGUAAUGAUCAUAAAUGUUCUUCCUUGAGCUGCGACACCCCGCUGUAGUCUGUAAUGGACUGGUUCAAGGUCUCUGUGCAAACAAGCGGCUGCUGGAAGAAAGUAGGUGAGUAGGUGAAUAUAUAACUUGUUCUUGUUUUUCAACUUGGAUAAAAAGCGUCUCUCAAAACUACUCCCACAUGCAGCUCCUCUUGGAUCUUAUUUAGUGUUUCAAACAUUUCAGUCCAACGAUAUUUAUUUCAACAUUGAGGAAGUUUCUGUUUUUUCUUGACUCUGAGUUUUUGUCAUUUUAAAUCAUGAUCUUUUGUUACACCACAGUGCAGCUAAACUGUUGAACUCGGUGGCAGCUAACGUGAAGGAGGUUAAGUACAUGUUCGUGCAAACUCAAGAAGCUCAGGGUUCUCAUGUUUCCCUCUUGAUUGACGGGCUCAUUUAGUUUCUGCACUUAUGAAAACCUGCAAGACCACAUCUGAUGAUAAAACGCGUUUUAACCCAGUUUCAUAGCAGGGAUUAUGUUUCAUGAAAGAAUUUAAGUGGUUUUGAAAAACUAAAUGGUUUUGAUCACCUUUUUUUCUUGCGUGAACAGGCGGAAAUAUUUGACGGCAAGUGAACCGUCCAGUCUUGAGGUUGACUUGUUUUUCACCAUAGCCUACAUUGUCCUAUCGACCAAGACAAACAGGAACACACCCGCCGUCGUCCUAUUGUGAUGGCCUCGCUAUCAGGUCGCCUCGGAUCCUCCUCAUUCACCUCUAACCACCGAGACAGCCUUUUGUUUGAGCGUCUUUUUUCACAGAGUCAUGAAAGGAAAUUUUCUUCACGGUGUCGCGAACGAACACUCUUGCACAACAGACGCCUCAGAUGUUAUGCACCGCUGUAACAAUAGGAACUGUCAUGUCUGAACAUAUAUCAUCUUCAUCGUUGUGUAAUUUGAUACUGAUGUUUGUGACUCAGAAGAGUUUGAACAGAUCACCGGGACAAAACGUACUUAUCUGAUCGUCCUUAUCUGUCCGAUUGGGGUCAGUAAACUUCUUCACAUUCGACUCACUGUAACCCUGUUUUUAAGUCUGUUUCGACUUUUCCUUAAACAAUACUUUAAAAAGUCGUGUUCAUUUUAAACCGCGUCAAAAAGUUUUAAAAAGUGAAUAAAAGAAAAGUCUAAUGCAAGAUAACCAAACUGUUUGGACGAUAAACUGGAUUCAACUCGAUCACAUUAAAACAGAGUCAUGAAAUAGUCCAAAAGUUACAAUUUUCUCAUUUUUAUAAAGUUAAGUUGAUCCAUUAAAACCAAUAAAACUGUUAGACAGUAUUUGCAUGUUUGUCUUUUAUUCAUGUUUUACCACCAACUGCAGAACCAUCUUCGUGGCAUAUCGACUUAUUUUCAGCCAACCUGCUUCGACAACCCUAAUCCCAAAAGAAGCUGGGAUGCAGAAAUGUUAAAAAAAGCAGAUUAGAUUCUUUUUUUAACUCUAUUUAUUUUGAAAAUUCUUAAAAUACGUGUUAAAAAUUAAAAUUGAAAAUGCAACAAAACGUCAAAGUUGUGUAAUUCUGGAAAAAAAACAACAACUUUGGAACAUCUCCCAACCAAUGAGGUUCGUUUGCUACAGGUCUGAGAUAUAAUUAGGUGUAAAAUUGGCACUCGAAGGAGGGCGAGUCUAUCAGGAGUGUGAGAGACUGUGUUGGAAAAUAGGUCAGCAGUUUAAGAAUAAUUCUCUUCAACUCAUCAUCUGUUCUCAUCAACUGGCACUCAUGACAUUGACACACCAGCAGUAUUACAGUAACAGUGCUUAAAUCCUAACAUGUUCAUCCUCUUAUAAACAACUUCAAGGGAAGCUCAGGCUGGUUACAAGUUUUAAAAGAACUUUUUAAGUAAAGUGCUUACUUACAGAUGUAUAAAUUUACUUUGAGUUUGUCUGGUAGACCCCACACUACGGAGCUGAACUGUUGUAUUUUUGGAUUAGGUAGAGGUUGCCAAGCUAAAAGAACCGGUAUGUGGACUUUCUUGUACCCGUUUACAUUUAGCCAUUCUGCUUUUCCAUUGGGAAGAUCUUAUGUUAGCAUUUAAGCUAGCUACCACACGCUAGGUCAGGGGUGGGUGAGUAAUUUUUACAUGGGGCCACAUGAGAAACCUGAACUGUGUUGGAGGACUGAACCAACAAUAUCUUCAACUUCAAGCGGAUUUAGUAACUAUAAGGCGUCUACACAUAUUUUGCCUAAGUUUAAACUUGUCUCUGUUCACCAAUGCAGAUCUAGGAUUUACACACAUGCGUCCAAACGGAAAUAAAAAAAACUGCUUGUUUUCCAAAAUAAAAGCAACACACUGGUAUAGCAUGUUGAUAAUUUGUUUGACAGACCUCCCAAAGGGCUGGAUGUGGUCCUCAGGACGUAAAAUGCCCAGGUCUGUGCUAGGUGCAGUAAAUCAGGCCUCAGCUGCUCCAAAACUCAAAAUAUUAAUCUUAUUACAAAAUGUAUAACAUAUGAUUUCAUUGCGUAAGAAGGAGCACAUGGUUUGAGAAGAAGUUAAGGUGAUGAAAUUGUCAAGCAAAUUACCGAAAUGUCUAUAAGCUCAUAAGCCGGAACUGGCCUUUCGCCAACAGUUGUACAGUCGUCUUAAUUAUCGUAUACAAUGAAUGUACAAUGAUUUAAUGAUGCUUUAUAUUAUCUAGAUCAUCUUGUUCAACCAAGAUGGCGGUAUGUGCUAUUUCUGUACCCUUUGUGUUCACAUAAUAGAAAGAACACAUGCAUUCAGUUUGAACCCUGAGUUUUCCUUUUCUCAGUGACAAAAAAACAUAUUUUCAUAAAGUAGGAGUGCACUCACUUUUUAGGUCACUCUGGGACCAGGGUUCCUUCAAAGUUGGAAUUUCCAUAACCUACGUUUUGGAAUUAUUUUUGGAGAUACCUACUUUUCUACUUUAGAAAACAGUAUUUUAGAGCUGUGGUAAUAGUCUGGAAACAUAAAUGUUUUUCCAGACUUUGUUUUUCAUUUUCCAAACUUUUUAAGACCUGGAAAUUGAUCAAAUUUAUUUCCGUACUUUUCCAUAUUUGCGUAGGAAGCCUAUGUGACUCUGUUUAGGAGAGUCAGAAACUUUAAAUGAAGUUAAACUUGUAUUUUUUUUAAUGUGGAAUUUUCAGCAUAGUGUUAUUCUCUUCAUUGUGUUUCCUCAUACGUAUAUAUGAGGCUGAGAGAGAGGUUGGUUUGUGUACUUAGCGGCCAAUGGAUUUUUGUUUUCAAAUGAAGAAACAAAAAUCGGGAGAUGAGCCGUCUCCUGACGACCGGAUGGGAAUUGGAAAAUGAAAAACGGAAAACAAACCAUUUUCUGUUUCUCAUUUUGAUCUUAAGAAUCAGAGAACAAAAAAACAACUCUGUAUUUGACUUUCUUUGUCGUGAGGCGGAAGUUGUGACUUGGAACGAGAGGCUCGUUACCACAGUAGCACCCUCAGGUCACGACAAACAAGUGAAUAAAACUUCAAACACAAGAUUUCCACGCACGUAUUUCGAUCUUCGAUUUCCGUUGAAAACCACGUCACAGGAAGUCAAGUACUGAGUUGUUUUUUUUUCGUUCCGAUUUUCAUGAUCAAAAUGAAAUAUGGAAAACGGUUUGUUUUCUGGUUUUUUUUGUCUGAUUCCCUACUGGUCGUGGUUGUUGAACAUCUCCAACUCCAUCUUUUUCCAAAUUUGGCACUGUUAACAUCCAAUACUGUAUAAGAAAAGAAAUCUUGGGCUGAUUAUAGUGGUUUUCGGGUCAAAAGGACUUCCAGAGACAGUUAUUGUCAUCCAUAUUGGUUUAGAGACAACAGUACUUUGAGUAUCCAGCACAAUGACUUACCUAUGACUAUUAUGUUUCAGUUAAGACUGAGUCGCUUUAAAGCACACAGAGUUUAAGUUUCCUUUUGAUUUGCACAGGUGUGCAGACGUUGCAUUUCCUUGGAAAUGAAAGGGAACGAAAAAGGUGAACAAUGGUCUGAAGGCUGGUUAUGCAACGAGAAGGGUAUGAAUGUAAGAAUGCAGAGCUGAUCGCAAAUGUGAACCACAGGUUUUAUCCCUCAUCUACCCCCAUAACAGCAGACAGGCCUAUCCAAAGCUCAACCCGGUAUAAAGGUUGUGAUUCAGAGAGAUAAAGAGGUCUUUUUAGGUGGACACAUUUGUUUGUAUUUCACAUCUCUUUGUGCUUUGAGUUUCUGAAAUUUUAGAAACUUGCAGGGUUCCUACGCAAGUAUGGAAAUAAAUUUGAUCAAUUCCCAGGUCUUCAAAAAGUAUGAAAAAGGGUUUACUUUUCCAGACUAUUACCCCAGUUCUAAACUCCUGUUUUCUAAAUUAGAAAAGUAGGUAUUUCCAUAAAUAUUUCUAGAAAGUACGGUAUGGAAAAGUUUGGAAAUUCCAAAUGUGCAGGAACCCUGAACUUGUCGGGGGUAUUUGUUGCAUUCUUAGGGUUACAGGGUCAGGGUGGUAAUGAUAAGCAGACUUUUGUUUGAAAUGUUUCUCCUUUAAACCUCAGACCAGGGGUGGGUAAUUAUUUUGGCUAAAGGGCCACAUUGGGUUUUAGAUAUCAAUUGACGGGUAGGCCAGGUGUUCACAACUACCAACAGUCAUAGUCCUUAAACUCUGAGCUCAUAUGUUGUCACAUGUAAGAUCGUCAAAGUUAGAAAAAAACAGGAUCAAUCCCUGACAAGCUACGAUAGGAUUACCGGAACCGUUACAUACCCCUCCUACUUUGUCCGAUCGACGAGCGCCCCUUUCAACCAUGUGAUGCUGCUCAGAAAGUUCGGUGCGCUUUAGAAACAAGUGAUAAAUGCAACAAUGUUGCGACUUUCAGCUCCCCAAUCGAACCGAGUCCGCUUGGUCAGGUGUGAAAGCGAUCUAAUAUUGGAUUGUUUUCUGGUUGACCUAUCGAGACACAUACAAAAACAACUGACAAACAUGUUAUACAGCUUUGUUGCUGUUGUAUGUACGAUAGCCUCAUUAUGGCGACCUGUUCAGGAUGUACGCCAAUUUUUUUUACCCACUUGUUAGCUCGGGUACCACAUGUGAUCCAAAAGUUAUUUCAAGAAAACUGGUUGUACUCCUAGAUACAGUCUUUACAGAGAUCCUAAAUCUGUUCGCCAUGAGCAAGUGUUUGGCAGACAUCUUGGAGAGCAGCCACUGUGUAGGCCGAUAAAGAGGGAUAGAGGGAGGAACCAAAAGAGACGUAUGAAUGGGGAAAACAUCACAAUAGGUGGUUUGCAUGUAGAACGCAACAUGGGAAUGAGGGAUCGCCGAAAUCUAUAGGUCUUUACUUGGCAAGUACCAAUGUUGGGUGGAUUGAUUAGAAAGGAUGUGAUAUUUCUGAAGCAGUAUCAUACACUCGCUUUCAGCAAGGAAGGCUAAAAAUGGAAGCAAAUUCACAGUGCUGUUUGUCUUUGUUUUGAACUCUCGACACCUCUUGUACGACACUAGCUUUUUCAUCCGCAGCGCCAGCCUGGACUCCUCUCCUGGCCAGUUGAUGCAUCCCAGUUCAGAAUCUCACGAGGCCCUUUCUGUUUCCAAAAAGCAGCCUGAUUUAAUCCAAAUUUAUCUCAGCCAGUGUGUUAGUGUUCAGCUUUCAGUGCCCCUAAAAAUAGACGCAGGACAGUCAAAUGAAGUGUCAGAUUAAUGAAACAACAGCCAGAGGAUAAAAGUGGCCAAACCUGGAUUACCUGCGCCACAACUGUGAAACAUGGGAACCAGAAUCACGAACACGAGCCAAACCAACGAAGAUGUUUUUUUAACAGUAAACCUGUCAAAGAAGAUUUGAAGAAUGAAACCAAACACGGCGCAUUAGUGUGUGUUGACAAGAGAGGCUUUGUCUGCAGACGGAGUGAAUCACAGACAAUACAACACUCAGAGGUGCAUCAGUGUGUGUCAAUGCCGUGCAGCCGGUUCCUGUCGCAACACACACACACACGCGUGCACGUCUUUAAUACUCAGUGAGGACAUUGUCUUGGAGGUUCUUUGUGUGGACGACCAUUUAAAGAGAAGCUGGAGACAAAGUCGAAGUUAAACUAUCAUCAGGAGGUUUUAAAGAGUCAAAAUAUCACUUUAAAUACAGAAAAUAUAUUUUGUUUGGGAGGAAUGUGCAAAAUGUCCACAUGAGCAAAAGAGUGUCCUCAAAAAGAGAGGGUUGGUCCACCGAAGUAAAAAAAAAACCAUGACACAGAAACACCUCUGAGAGUUUUCACCUCAGGUCCAUCAUGAAAUAACCCCACAGUGUCUGAUACGCUCCCUGUAAGUGGCUCCUGCAUUUGUGACAAACAGGCGCCACCUGCUGGUCGUGUCAAUGUACAGCAGCUUCACAAAUCACAGCAGGUGAAAGAGGUCCCAUGUGAAGUUUGUUGAAAGCUGCUCUGUUCAUGUUCUUAAAACUUCUCUCACAGCGACCUCUAGUGGCCGAAUAUGUAGAAGAGCAUCCAACGAAUAAAAAAGGAACUUUAAAACAGUAAUCCAUGCCUCCCAUCUUGGCCUCCCUCCACUGGUUACCUGUGCAUUUUAAAGUUAAUUUUAAGAUUCUUUUAUUUGUUUUUAAAUCUUUAAAUGGUCUGGCUCCAUCUUACCUCUCUGAGCUUCUCCACCCCUGCUCGCUCGGUGCCUCAGAUCAGCUGAUCAGCUGCUCCUGGAGGUACCGAGGUCCAAACUGAAGCUCAGAGGGGAGAGAUCUUUUUCUGUUGCAGCCCCAAAACUAUGGAACGAGCGACUCCUCCAAAUUAGACAAGCCCCCACACUGUCCAUUUUUAAAACUCAUCUUAAAACCCGUUUCGGCUCCUGUUUUAGUGUUUUUUGGUUUGUUUUUAGUUCUUUCUUUCUAUGUUUUUAAAUUAGUUUUUAAAAACAUUGAAACUAUAUUUUACUUUUUAAUAUCUGCUUUUAUUUUAUCCAUUGUUUUGAUUGUUUUUUUAAUUGUUUAUCACGUCUUUGUUGUUUUGUCUAUUUAUGUACAGCACUUUGUUUGGCUGUGGUUGUUUUAAAGUGCUUUACAAAUAAAGUUGAGUUGAGUAAACGACAAAAUGAAGCCCACAAAAAUCAAAUUUUUAUAUUGUUUUGUGAAUUUGUCUUUAUUCAGCUAAAAUAUACACAAUCUGUUCAACACUUUAAGCUUACAUCUUCAGAAAACAAACGAUUAUCUUCAUGACAAUCUUCAAUUUCUUCAUAAAUGUGAGCAAAGAUAAAUCACAAAAGAACAUUUUUUUAGUGAAAAAGGUGAAUAUGAAAAUAAAUACAGAUAUGACGGCUCAUGAAAGCAGGACCAAAACUAUAGAUGCAGAAAAAUUAGAACCACUGAAAUUAUUUUUGUGUGUGAAGUAAAAGUUUAUAAAAAACUGUUUUUAAAGGAAUUAGCUAAAAAAGACGCAUUGUAGAAGUUAGCAUGAAUUCAAACAGCAAAUAAUCUUUCCUUUUUUUACCUCUCUGUUCAUUAUGUAUACAUUCUUGGAUAUAGUUUAUAUGUUUUACAUUUGUUUGUUUGAGAGUUAGUGAUUUUGAUUUAACAGCCUUUAUCAGGUUAAAUGUUUUUCCAUAUACAUGAUCGAAGCUUAACUAUAUCAGAUUAUUUCCAAACUCCAGAUGCAUCAAGUCAACAUUCAUAAUGCAAAAAAGUUAAUGAGUAAAUGGUUAACUUUUUAAUUUAAUAUGCAUAUCAAUAUCAACAAGUUUCUGAGGAAUACACAUGGCUUCGACUGAUCUUUUUUCUUAACGUCUUUUUCUAUUUUUUGCGUUUUUAUUCAAAAGUAUCUCCGUGUGUAUAUUUUCACAUAUUUCACCUGCUGUGAUGGAGACAUAAAUGUACAUUAUAGUGGCCAAAAAAAUGUAAAGUUAUGAUGAAAACUAAAACUUUGAGGCCUUUUUCAGUUUUGAAGUUUAAGUUUCAAGGCUUUAGCUUAAAAGUGUGUACCACUGCCCCCUGGUGUUGACACAUUAAAAGACUUUAAAUUCAGUCUUUUAUUAGCUUCAGCGUUCAAACCAGGUGAGAUUUGAACUGAUUUCUUUUAACAUCAUUAACAAAAACCUUCAUGUUUUUGUUUCUUCUCUGCAACAUUUCCACACACUACAUUUUGUAAAAAGAAAAAACUUCAUUUCACAAUUUUAACUUUUUUUUUCUACAUGUGUUUUCUUGAGAUAUGAUCUCUUUGCUUCUGUAAUCAAAAUCUUGGUACUUUACAAAUAUCAUUUCCAGGAAAACCCUCACAAGCAGCCUCUGACAGGAGAACAUCGGAGGGAGUCCGAGGAUACCUGAGUGACACCGCCUUAAAGGUGGGGUAGGCAGGAUUCCGUUAAAGAAGCAUCUUUUUUUGUAGUGUAUUUACAAAAAAGCUUUUGAUAUCAGUCAAUAGCGAUUAGUUAUUGAUGACAUUUGGUAAUUUAACGAUAUCGCUGUGUUUUGUUUUGUCUUCGAAGUCAAAAUUUUAAAUUUUUUGAGUGGCCUGCUCUUUCUGACUGUAAACAAAGCCAUUUAAGCUUUUGACAGACUUUCCCAUGAUUCUGACGUUUAUAGUGAUGCAGUCUCGUCAGGGAUCCCAACUUCAACCGGACAGAUGACCAGCGGCGCCAUGUUCUUCCCGUUGUCGUGCAGACAGGGGUUCAGGUACGGGUACAGAGGUUCGGUGAAGUUACAUCCGCUGUAAGUGUAAAUAUGACUCUUUGCCUCUGCGUCGUAGAAGGACACCAACCCCGCCUCAUAGUCUAGAAACACGCCCACUUUCUGAGGCGUCUCGUGAAGGUGGAGGGUGACAGAAGGGCCGGCACAGGCGCUGAGGCUGCCGCCUUUCCUCCGGCAGAUCGCCCAGUAACCGCUGUCAGGUCGUACGGUGAUGGCCCCCUUCCUGUUGAUGGACUCUCUCGCCACGCCAAGGUCCCAGUCUGUUUUAUCCCCGACCUAAAACCCAAUAAAGAAUCAUAAGACACGUUUAUUAAUCCAACCAUGACAGUUUCGGUAUUUGAUUAUGAAUCUUUUAAACCAGCCAACCAUGAGGCCCCUAUAAUUCAAACAGGAUAUACAACAUAUUCAUGAGCUUCAUGAUUUCAACAUAUUGUACACUUAAAUCAUUUGACCACUAGAUGGCAGUAUAGUUUGUCAACAUAAGCUAUGGAAGCUCAUGUGAAAUCAUUACAUCAAAACAGAGAAAACAGCGUCUCAAGAGCGUUGACCACUGUGUGUACGAAGGUUAAAUCAAGUUUAAGAGUCAAUUUAGUUCCAGGGUAUUAAGUUAUACUGUAAAUGACUUUAUAGACUAUACAGUGUUAAAACUGGCUCUAUAAUGUAGACAGAUUAUUAGUUAUAAUUUAUAGAUGAAUACAUGAAUCUUGAGUACAUGUUGAGUUUAGUCAUAAAGAAAAGGUGGGGUUGAAUUUUCCUUUCCAAGACCUGGUUUUGGUGUCAGAACACAACAUAAUAGACUUAAUACUGUUUGGUAUCCUUCAAGCCACAAGGGGGCGUAGAGAACCAUUUAGACACAAGAGCACACUGUACAACUCUGCAUUAUAGUUAUGUUCUAUUGUUGUCCUUGGUGUUCAACUACACCAGAAUUGUGUCCCAGGAGUGCGUAAGAAGGUAAAAACAGUAAACACAAAUCUACUCUUAAUCAAUCUUAGAGCGUUUAUUUUUACCUCCGCUAAGGAGGUUACGUUUUCGGUAGCGUUGGUUUGUUUGUUUGUGAGUUUGUUUGUCUGUUAGCAACUUUACGGAAAAAGUAACAGACGGAAGGACCCCGUUAAAUUUUGAUGGUGAUCCGGACAAAAUUCUGGAUACUGUGAUCCAGAACACACAAAAAUAAGGGUGUCGUUGGAAUUUUCAAUGCUAAAAGUUAACCAAUGGGCAGCAGAGUGGUGUAGAUAGGCGGCAUAGUGGUGUAGUGGUUAGCACUAUCGCCUCUCAACCAGAAGGUCCUGGGUUUGAAUCCCGGUCAGGGUAUUUCUUGUUUUAGGAACAUUAUGAACAGUGAACAUACCAGUUUAAACACAAAUAAAAGUUAAUCAAAGACACGUAACAGUUAAAGUUACAGUUAUUAUUAUUAUUAUUUUUAUUAAAGUUUUGGUGUGAAUCACAAUAUAAGGGGGGACAUGAGCUGCUUGGCGGAGGUCUGCGCUCUCCGAGUGCUUUUCUAGUUUCUUGUUGAGUUUAGGACUUUAGGAAAUUUCCUUUCAAGCAUAAAUAAAAGUUUACAUUAAAGGGCUUGUUGGUGGUCUUGGUGAAUUAGGUUGGAUUCCUCACCUGAACAACCCAGUAGCUUCUUCCUGAUGUGAAGCUCUGUUUGCCAAGAACUGAGACGCAGGAGUCAAACCUGUGGGGGUCGUCUGGGACGGAGAGUCUCUGACAGCCGAGGCUUACCUGAGGAUGAAUGAAAUCCCGAUCAGAACAAGAGCACCUGAUGACGUUGGUCAUCAACAGAGGUUGCCAGGGCUGAUAUUUGGCAUGUAAAAUUAAUCUUUAUACAAAUGCGCUGCUUUAGCUCUGUUGCUUGCAGUUUUACUAACUUCUAACUAGUGUCAGUAUCACCUCUGGAAACCCCAAGUUGCCAUGUUAUUAUCAUAUUUCAUCAAGAUUAACUUGUUUGUUCAGUUCAGUCUGAACAAACCUCUCCUGAACCUGCUCGAGGGCCUGAAAUAUGUUCUCAUCCAUUAUAGUACUUACAAUAUCACCACGGUUAAACCCCAUUAAUGAACGUGGAAGUGAAAUUCUGUGAUCGUAACUUUAAGAAAGGAGGCAAAUGGUAUAAAAAAACAAUUCUACAAAUCGUGUCAAAAACCAGUCCAACAGUUUACAGUAAUGUGGAAGCGAAUCUCUUCUUGGAUCUGAUCUCAAAGAUCUUUCUUCUCAACUAAGGACGGUAAACUUUUGGAUAAGCUCCAGUGGAGACAAAGACACGAGCACGUUCUGUUCAAACCGAUUUAUGUAACUGACGUUAAUGAAGGCAGUAGCUAAACGUUUUGUCACUGGAAUGUCACUUUUGUGGAUUUGAACGCUGAGAUGGAAUGGAGAAUUAUAUAACAGUUUUUCUUGAGUACAAAACAAGCCGAGCGAAAGAUGACUUGCAUUUUAAGAUUGGAGAAACUUGUUUGAAGUUUAUUCAGAGGACAGCACUUUGACGUACAUAGUUUUUUGUGUUUCAUGACUGAGAGCAACCAUUAGAUAAAAAGAGGAAGGGAGCAGAAUGUAACAUAAAUUGCGGCAUAUUGUGGGAAUACAAUAAGGUAUCAUCGGCAUAUCAGCGAAUAUCACUCGUAAAAUGCCAUAUUAAGGCUUUUUCUAUGCUGAGAGCAAGUCGUGAAUAAUGAGGAACAACCUGGGACCUUGUAAAGCAGACUGUAGUGCACAAAGGACAAUACUAAUGUAAACAUAACAUGGUGUCAUCGGCAUAUAAAUGGGAUUUUCACUCUUUUAAACAAAUUCAAACAUUUUAAGAGAUUUGCAAAACAACUGAAGGAGACUAUAACCUAAAAUUCUUAUUCCAAAAAACAAUGUGAAAUGUUAACAAAAACAGAAUCCGAUGACUUGCAAUUCUUUCAAACCCGAUAUUAAUCUGAAGAUUUCGGAUAGACAACAUACAUUCACUCGUGGCGACAAUACAUUUCUAAAAGUUGAAUUCAGGGAAAAACACAGGAGAGAACUUCCUGGUGUUUUUAUCUUGUUGUCCUGAUCUUGUCUGAUAUAGGAUUUCAACUUUUUAACCUUCACAGGUGUCUUUUGUCGUGGUUUAGAUUUAAUGAUAUCCUGACCGUUUCCCCCUUUGCCUUCAGUCCAUCUCAAAUGAAGUUGAGUCACGUUUGUAAAUGUUUUCUUGUUUUCUUCCUUGUGUGUUGCAGUUUAAACCUGAUUUCUAAACGCUGAUGUUAAACUCUGAUUACAGAUGCUGUUUUUUAAGGGAUUUUAAGCAGAUGCAGUGAGUUCAACUACAAAGUGAUGCCCAUUUUUACAUAGAUUUCUCCAGAUUCUCACUCUUUUAAUAAUGAUAUGAACCGUUGGUAUGAAAUUGUUCAACUAUUUGUUCACAUGGUCUCUCACACAGUGUUGAACAUCUUUCUGUCUUUAUACCCAUUCAUAUUACUUACCUACGACGGAGUAUUGUUGUAAAGUAAUCACUUACGAGAGUAAAGUCAGAAUAAAGUCCUUAUAUCUUAACCUGCUGUUUAGAAUGACAGUUGUUGAAACUAGAACCAUGGAACAUUUUGUGAAAGAACUUGUACUUCAAUAUCAGUUUCUCAAACAAGGAGAUACUUAAUCUUCAGGUACAACAGCACCAUGUUAUCAUUAGUAUCAUAAUGAUUUUUAUCACAACUUUAUUCUCGUAAGUGUUUACUUUAUAACAACUACAUUCUCAUAAAUAAGGAUUUUAUUAUGACUUUAUUCUCGAAAGUAAUGAUUUAAGUAUGACUUUAUUCCUGUAAGUAAUGACAUAAUCGUGACUUUUUUAUUGUAAUGAUUUUAGUAUGACUUUAUUCUCAAAAGUAAUGACUUUUUUACGACUUUAUUCUCGUCAGUAAUGACUUUAUUCACGUAAAUUAAUGACUUUAAUCUCAAAGUUUGAAUUUUUUAAAACGUUGCUACUUCAUAGCUUAAUUUUCUUAUUUUUCAACAUUGUGCAACUUUUUCAGAUUUUUAACUUUAUUGAAAACUAGCGGUAACAUCAGCUCGUGCUCAAUGGUCGACAUUUGAGAUCUUACAGAAUUCACGUUUUCAUACUAUUUAUACUUGUUUUAUACCUUUUUUCCAUCCGGGGACAGAAUCAGCCAGCCUGCAGCUGUUUCAGGAUCCAGAGUCACAUCCACUAUAGAGGUCAGAAGAAAAAACAAACAGUAAUUCAAUUGUAAUACUUGGCAGCAAACACAAGAUUCACACUAGUUUCAAUGUUGACAUUGGUUUGAAUUUCGGUUCAAAUACAUACCUGCAUACAGGUUUAGCUGACUGGCUUCUUCAAAAGAAAAAAGAAAAACAUUUUCAGUUAAUUUUUUAUUGAAUGAAACAACUUGGAGCAACAAAAAACUAAAGUACUCGAGGGGUGGGAUUUAUUCACAUGACACAAACGGUAGAUAUAAAAAAGUUGGAAAGUUGGUUCUUCUAUCGCGGUUACCGACUCCACACUGGUAAAAUCUAAAAUCACCACAGAAACUACUGACCCUCAACUGACAGAUUGUUCUCCAGGUUAUUGCAGACAUCCGCCAGCUUGGAGAAAGCGGUCCUCACUAUCCCAAAGAAGUCCUCUGACUGGACUUUGACGUUGGACCAGUUCCUUGUCCCCGUUGGACAACUCAAAGAGGAGAAACUCUGUAAAGAAGAAACUCUGUUACAUAUAUGUAAGAUUUGAUGAAUUUAGUACCCUGACAGGACGGAGAGCAACACGAUCUUACUUGUAUGAGGUGUAGCGGUUCAUCCGUUUGCUCCAGAUGUUGCAGCUCGGUGCGUUUGAUCUGCAGUUCGUUGAUCUCCUUCUCCAGCUCUUUCAGCAGCUCUUCAGCGUUCCUCUCGGCCACGUCGUGCUUCUCCUCAAUGUCUUUGACGAGCAACGCCUGGUUUGACUCAAUGGUGCUUAUCACCAUUGUGGCGACCUGAACACUUUUCUGAAUCUCUCUUUCUUUGUUUACCUGAAGAAAUACAAUAUUUCCAGAGGUUAGAGAGCCAGGUAACACAAAUCUGGAUACAGUGUUGGAAAGCACAACCAAAAAUCCAAAUACUUCACUUACCUUGCCCAGGUCCACUGAGGCCUUGAUCUCGUCAAACUUCCUCAGUCUGGCGUGGAUCAUCUGUUCAAAGUCCGCGUUGAUCCUCCUCAUCUGAGACUGUGAAAGCAGGACAAAAAAAGUCGUCAAAAUACGUACGGCGCAUUUCAGACAUUUGUGUUCGUCAAACCGAACUCCUCUCCUUACCCUGAUCUUCCUGGUUGCUUUCUCCAGAGGAACAACUUUGUGGUGUCCGUGGUCCAUCUCUACGCAUUUCACACAAACGGCUAUCUGCUCUCUCUCGCAGAACAUAUCCAGGACCAUGUUGUGGUUUUUGCAGAGGUGGCUGGUGAUGAAGGUGGUGGGGUCGGCCAGCGUGUGCUUGAUCAUCUUCUCAUCCCUCAGGUGGGGCGUCAGGUGAACUUCACAGUACGACUCCUGGCAGACGAGGCACGACUUGACUGCUGUUAUGUGGUUGUUCUGGCACACGUCGCAGGGAACUUCCUCGGCCUUGGAGAGCUGUUUUUGGAUAGGUCUCUUUCUCGGAGGGAUCUUGUAAUUUGGCUUGUCCUUCAAAGACCUUUCCAUGAAGAAAAACUCGGGUUAAUCUUUGUCAAAUAAGUAUCUUCUAUAAAAAAAUAGUGAUGAAACGUCAACAAACCUCUUGAAUCCUUCGGUAAUUUCCUUCAAGCCUAGGUUGAUUCUGAGUUCUGGCCUGAUUUUGAAGGCCUCUUUGCAGAGCGGGCAAUCCGACUUAUGCCUUGAAUCCCAGAAGCGUUUGAUGCAUCUCAGGCAGAAAUUAUGGCCACAUGGGAUGGAGACCGGGUUUUUGAAGAUGUCCAGACAGAUGCUGCACCGAAACUGUUCCUCAGACAGCGCAAGAGCCAUGUUUCUGUCUAAAGAACAACACCAUUUCACUCUUACAUUCAUACGAAAAUGUCAAAAAUUUACCGGGGUGGUGUUGUCUGGAAUUGCUAAGUGGUAGAAUAAGACCCAUUUGACUUAUAAUAUGGAAAAUUACCUGAAUCAUCAAGAUAGUCAAGAAGAUCAAGUGUUAAACUGAAUAGCCAACAUUACAAGUUUUUUUUUAUAUGCAAAUGACAUUUUAUUAUGUGUUAAAUGUGCAAAAAUCUAAAUGAGUUAGUGCUUAUUCAACGUCGUCUUCUAUUCUUGCUUUGGACGCAGUAGUUGAAAAUAAUCAGUCUCACAGUAUUCAUGAUUGAUUCCCGCUUUAAACACUGAGUUUACAAACUAUUCGCUGGAGUCCAAAUUCAUUCAACAAACCCACCAACAAGAACAAAACAAUAAACCAAAAUCAGUACAGAAGAAAAAACAACAGGAAUAAUGUUUGACAACUAUUUCGAAAUGUCUUUAUAUGCAGACGACAGUUUUCUAUACGUGUUAAAUAUACAAAUUAUACAUUUGGUUCAACUUAGUUAGUCCAUCUCUGAUAAUUGACUUAUUUUUUUCAUAGUUCUCUAACCAUUCAACUAGAUUCAAGCACAUCCUUUGCAUUUAUUAAAGGAUAGUAGUAAAGAUGCUUUAAUUACACUGACAAAGAUUUCAGACAUAAACUUAGUGAACUAACACAUCUUUCCAAAUGUUUCAUCUUUUUAAAUUUCUUUUCACUAUAAUUGCAUGCUUGUUUUAUUUUCAAUGGUUUUUAUACAUUUUUUUUAAAAACAAAUUGAUGUUUAAUUUUUUGCACAGUUUGUGAAAUAACUCUUUCAUAAAUCAACCACCUUAAGGUUGAUCACCUUUUCAUCUGAAUGACAGAUUUGACAGACUUGGGUCUUGGUGAAGAACCAUAACAAGUUGAGACCUAUUAAAAAGUAUUAACGUAAGGUGACUGUCGCACAUGUUGAUUAAAUUAGGGAUAGUCGACAGAACAGUAAAUUGGCUGUAAUUCUGCUUUAAUUAUCCACUUAACUUGAUCGUCUUUUGAUGAUUAAAACUAUUUAUAUUCUCCAAAACUCACAGAGACAGAUGCUUUUUUGAUGUUUUGGUUUGUUUGUAUUUUUUUUCUAUGUUAUCAGUGUGUCAUUCAUUCACGGCUCAUAACCCCCGAAUCUACACUGGUACUCUCACACAUUAGCAACCGAUUCACCUGUUCAUGUGAAAGAGCUUUUCACCAGAUAAGAUGAUUAAAUCUCUGCUGUCACGAGAGUCCUGAUUAUUUGUUAAGAUAUAUUUGUUGACAUGAGUUGAAAGAAUGUAGCCGUACAGGUGAAAUCAGAGAUGCGGCAGAGUUAUGGGAUGUUUUUGACACGUGAACACAGAAAUGUCCGAGGUGUGUGGUUGGCUCAGGUCAAAACAUUGAGGCUUUAACUCAGUCCAAACUAUGAUAUGUCCUCACAUGUAUAACAUUGAAGUAUGAAAGCCUAAACUCGACCAUGCUAGUAGGUUUAAUAGUUGUUAACCAUGUUUGUUUACAUUCUGCUCAUGUGUACGUAGUAAAAUAACUUUGUAAAUUUGGUACCAGAUUAAACGUUUAAGUGCUGGAAUGACUGGAACAAAAAAGUGACUUUUAUAUCUACUACCAGUUUGCGCUACACUAACAAAAUGGAGUUCAACACAGCCAAAUCUUUGCUUUAGCUUUUAUUGUAUAUUUUCCAUACAAGUUGAAUUUGACUGCUCUCAAAAGUGGCAAAUGUACCUCUAAAAUUCCCAUCUCUCAAUUUCACAGCCAUAUAUUUAACAUCCUAUUCUUUACUUUAGUGUCCUUCACUGGCUACGAUAGUAAAUAAUGUCUUACCUGGGUUGACAGCCAGAGACCAACAAACAGAACUGUCGUCAGCAGGCAAAUGAACUGAGUCAAGACAACUUCCUCAAAUAUGUGAGCGCCUAGGACAUCCCAGAGAGUGUAACUGGUAAAUCUGGUCCUCCCUCUUCGUCUCUGAGAGUACAAUUAAAGUCUUUAACUUUAGGUGUUUCUACUAUCGGUUGUUUUUGAUGGGUUACCUCCAGGAAACUUUCAGACCCGCCUACAAGCUGCAUUUGAAGUAUAACUCAGAAUUUUGGAAAAGUUGAUGAUUAUUGUGACCGUCUUUGUUCUGUGCAGGUAUCACAAGUGCUUUUGUUAGAUUUGCAAAUUUGCAAUCUGCUCAGCCAAAAGUUUUCAUUAUGGAAUCGCUAGUUGUAACACCUGUAGAUAUUAAACAUUUACUUAACUCUGACAUCACUUUGUGAGAGAUGAUUAAUUAUUGUUUAAGCAUUGUGUGGGUUUCGUAAGAAGCUGUGGCUGGUUUGAUGCUGUAUUUGCAGUUUCAAAGUUCAAGUGUAAAGUAAAUUCUUUAUUGUUAUUAAAUAGAAUAACAUUUUUAAGCCGUUCUUUGGACAAUCAGUCUUUACUCACCAAGCUGACCGUGAUUUAAACGUGACCGCGAGGGAAGAAGAGGGGCAAAAGUGGUUAUUAAGCGGCUACAAUUCAAAAAAACAAUGAAAAGAAUAGGUAGAAAAUAUUCUGAUGUGUAAUAAGCUCGUCUAUUGGUGCAUUCAUAAUUUGUGUACUUUCAAGCCUCUGUGAAGGUGUGUAUCUCAAAUAAGUACACAACCAAUGGACAAGCAAGCUAAUCCUUGAUUUGCAGAUACAAGUGGUUCCCGAUUGUUCCUGCAGAUCUUCCAUCUCAUCUUUAUGUAAGGCCAGUCAUUAGCGUUUAUAUAAUUCUGGGUGGGUCGUACCUCUUUCUAGGGAUCUGAGUAAACAUCCAAUAUGGCGGAUGGAUUCUGACUGUGCCAGGUUGUUUGAUGUUAGUAAGUGGACAUCGUUGAACUGGGUUAGCCUACCACCGUGUUGCAUAAUCCAUAACUUGAAUUCUAUUUUUGUUGCGCUAACCCAUAUGGAGAUGCCCAGCCAGCAAACAGGAUCAGUGUCUUCAGAUGCAACCCGGUGCCAGCAGCGGUUCUCAUCUGAGAAACCGCUUUUAAUCGAAGUCAAACAAAGAUGCAGUGCAAUCAUGAGAAACGGCUUCAUCCAUCUUUUGGCAGCUUUCUGUCCUUGUUUAAGGUCGGUCAUGGCUUAAGUCCCAUUCUCCACCCUCUUCAUUAUUGGCCUGUAAAGCUCGUCAGACGUCCUGCACCACCCUUGCUUAAUUCUCAAGUCUUUAUUUCGGCUCAUGUCAAUAAUAAGUGUUCAGUCAGAGCUUCACAGUGGGAUUUAAAGUUAUUUAGAACAUAUAUCAGUCCAAUGUGUUGCUUCUGGGUCCAAGUAUACCAUCAGAAAGUUCGUCUAACAAUAGUAGACAAGAUGGCCGUACCACACUCUUCAUUUCAACACCAUUUAAUUACAACGCAUAGAAGCUUGUCAGCUGUAGGCGUUUCUUUCAUAUUACCUCAGAUUCAUGAUUCAUUGGCACACAGGCUUGUUGACAGUGUCAAAUAUAGAUGCCAAAAGCUCUUGGGCUCAGCUGUUAGUCUUGGCAGUCAAUGAAUACCGUCCUGACAAUCUUAAGAGAGUUCAUUCGAUUAAUGAGUAUCUUCUCCUGCACAGUCUAUGUAAUUGGGUGGAGUACAUGUUGGCGAACUGGAAUAUAACUUUUACGACAUGUGACUGCCGCAGAUGUUUUAAUUAUUAUCGCUGUCACUCUGUUAACUGUAAUUCUAAAAGACAAGUUUUUGCCGUCUAAUGACACUUAAAGCCUCAAGAUGAGGCGUUGUACUGUUUUACCAGCUACUACAACAAAGGAGGAGUAUUUGUGGUAAGUCGUAAAAUAUUGUGAUAUUACAUCAUAAAAUUUUAAUUGUGUAUAUCAACCACUUAGAAUAUCUGAAUGAGCAUAAAAUUCACCUGUCAGCCAAUCGGCUACGGGCCCACAAAGCAUUCCCUCUAAAAGUUCUUAAGGGGCCUAAAACCUUCCAAAACAUGAAUACCUCAUUGGCAAUUGGCCCCAAACCUUCCAAAGUCCAAUACCUCAGUGGGCCCAAAACCUUCCAAAGUCCACUUCCUUCAGUACCUCAGUGGGCCAAAAAUCUUCCAAAGUCCAGUACCUCAGUGGACCCAAAACCUUGCUGAAAUUCAGUCCUCCAAAUGGGCCUUGCAGGAUCAUAUAUUUUAAUUGGCCUCAAAUCCUUUCAGAAAUUUUUUACCUCAUCGACCCAAAACCUUUCAGAAACCAAAAACUUCAAAACCUUAUUAAAGUAUUUUACCCCAUGGAACCCAGACCUCAAUGGGCCCAAAACCUUACGGAUGUCCAAUCCCUUAAUGGGCACAAAACCUCUAGAAUCAAAUACUGUAAUGAGCCCCAAACCUAAUACAAGUCCUUUACCCCACAAACCCCAAACCUUUCAAAAAAAACCCAAACCUCAAUGGGCCAAAAACCUUCCUGACAUCCAGUCCCUCAAUGGGCCCAAAACCUUCCUAAUGUCUUUGUCCAAAAUGGGCACAAAAACUUUCCCAAGUCCAAUUGUUCUAUGUUUUCAAAUCUACUGACGAUCCCGUUCUCCCAGUUGUCUAGUUUCUUUUGUGGCCCUAACAUCCACCAGUGGUCCAGUUCCCAAAUGGUUUCAGAAGCACUAAUGUUCUGGAUCAACUACAUCGGGAGACCUUUAAGACCUGGACCUCAAACUCUGAUGAAAGUAACAAAAACACUAGUUUGUACGUACUGUUCUGUUUGAGCUGGUUUCAAGGACGACAGGGAACCCAUAUAAUUUGUUUGAGUUUGAACACUGAUGAGUCACUUUCCUUUUUCAGUGACUAACAAAGAAGUUCGGUUAAUAAAUGACAACCUGCUAGCGGCAGCCACGUGCACUAGAGAUGAAAUCAAAUCUAUCAGUUAAUCUUUGAAAAUGGGAUUCAAGAAAACUUUGUGUUUGUAUACGAUCAGCGCACAUUUCAGUCCUAACACACUCCAGUCCUUAAUAAUGAGAUCAACACCUCUUCAGACAUCUCAUUUGGCAGCUUGCAGGUCUCUGCAGUACCACACCCAGUGUUUAACACUGGCGUACACAGAGUCUGACUUUGAUUAAAAUCAAGAACUCCAGUCAAGUCGAAAGAAAUGUUAAUCCGACCCAACAAAACUUCCAUCGAUUCAAAUAAUGCAGCCUUUGUCCUGUAGGAAACACAAAAGACAGUCUACCACGGCUCUAAAGCAGUUAUAGGAGGAACAAUGACUGAACCAUGAGUCAUUUAUAGCCUUAUAAAAACUGUCUCUGUUCUAUAGGAAAGCUGAUAUUUCCUGAAAUGAGACUCUUUUUAAUCAGCGAACACAACCUGAGACAUGAGUGUACGGUUUAUAUGUCCUGGAUUGGUUUUUCAGGAAUAUUGCGAAACAAUCUAAAACCACCGUGAAUUGGAUAAUUAUUGAAUUAAAUGGACAAUAUCAUGAUUAUUUAACUUAAUAAAUAUAUUUGCCAGCUGGGUGACAAACUAGUUAAGGUGUUAAUUAAGUCAAAUUGUGUUUUCUUUUCUAUUUUGUCUGCGUGGUCCUACUUGUCUGGCCUUUUGUUUUCGGUUGUAAACAUGAGUCAUCUCAAUUAAGAGUUGUACUAUAAAAAAGUGAAAGCUGACGAGAUGAUAGUCAUCCACAUUAAUAGAUGUUCAGAUCACAUCCUGGACUAUGCCUGGUCAAGGUUUACAAAUAAAGAACAAGAUCACUGAAUCAAAGAGCUGUCCAGGAAAAGUCUUAAGUUCGUAGACCGAAAAUCUCUUUCAGCUCUUACAGAAUUCAGAUAUCGGCGAACGGUGCCAUUUAAACUGUAUUGGAGCUUCAUUAGUGUAAAUUUUAAUAAAAUCAGAGUGUUUGAAUGUAACAAAAGGAUGUGCAGAAAUCCAGUGAUAUAUUUAGGUAAUAAUCCUUUGAAUUAAGUACAAAAUGAGACUAAAAACCUUCAAAAACAUGAAUACCUCAUUGACAAUUGGCCCAAAACCUUCCAAAAGUCCUCUACCCCCUAUACCUCAUUGGACCCCAAUCCUUCUGAAGUCCAAUACCUGAGUAGGCCCAAAACCUUCCAAAGUAAAGUACCUCAGUGGGCCAAAACCUUCCAAAAGUCCACUUCCUCCAGUACCUCAGUGGGCAAAAAACCUUAAGUCCAUUACCUGAGUGGGCUCAAAAACCUUCCAAAAGUCCACUACCCCCUGUUCCUCAUUGGAUCCCAAACCAUCUAAAGUCCAAUACCACAGUGGGCCCAAAACCUUCCAAAGUCCAACACCACAGUGGGCCCAAAACCUUCCAAAGUCCAAUACCACAGUGGGCCUAAAACUUUCCAAAGUCCACUUCCUCCAAUACUUCAAUGGGUCCAAAUCCUUCCAAAGUCCAAUACCUAAGUGGGCCCAAAUCCCUCCAAAUUCUGCUACCUCCAGUACCUCAGUUGGCCCAAAACCUCGCUGAAAUUCAGUCCUCCAAAUGCAUCCAAAACCUUGCAGCAUCAUAUGUUUUAAUUGGCCUUAGAGUACAUAAUGCAAUAGAAGACCAUUAUAUUUCCCUCUUUUGAGUUGACGCACAUCGCCGCCAAGCAGCUACAAUGUCAUGUUUAAUUCUGUAGCCUACUUCCACAACCACCGCUCCUCCGCUCUUUAAAUGAGACAGUAAAUUAAAUUAUAGCCAUUGGCUCAAUGAUGGUGGCCUACUUGUCUUAAUUAUACACCAAGUGCACAGUGUUAAUUACGGUUGUGGGUCAGAUCUCCCGCUCUAAACCUACAGCUCCUUUUCUCUCCUCGUCUGUUUGUGUUUAUCUUCCAUUCCUGUUGGGUUUUCGUCCUUGAAUAUCGGACUCCAGUCUUGCAGGUUUCUUUAGGCUGCCAAGAUCCUCUGCUUGAGCUACUUCGGUCAAACCUCAGCAAUAAAAACUGUUAGUCAUAAUUAUGUAACUUUUAUUAUUGUCACUGCUUUGUCAUACUGUCACUCCAAUGUUAUUGUCUUUAGUUUUAUAGCCUUCAUUGUAUCGUAGUUUUUGGAGUCAUCGUCUGUUCAUCUCCACUCCAGUCUGUUUUCUGUUUCCUGCAGUUUCAGCUUGUUGACAUGAAGCUUUUUUCUGCCGAGCUCUUCCUCGUGAAAGGAGGAAGUUUGUCGUCUGUCAUCAGUAUCUCAACCAAGAUAACAGGAAAAAAACAAGAGGUUAAAAAUAAGGUGAAUGCACGACCUCAAACUUGAUCUGAUAAAAUAAAGCCAGUGUUCUCAGGUGCAAAAACAGCUCUGCCGUUUACUUCACUGCCACUUUGUGGAGAAUUAAGUGCAUUGCAGCAGAUAUUCCACAUCAAUGCAGUUCAUCUAUCUCAGUAAUUUGCCACCUGAGUAAAACGGUUAAAAUAGAAUAUAGAGGUUACUCUUUAUAGUGGUUUAACACAUAUUUGGUGUAGUGCAGAAAAAGUAGUGGUAUGUUGUGUAUUAGGUGUUUUUUUAAUCUUUUCACAAAUGUAUAAAAAAGACACAAAUAUAAGACACACUUUAUUAAAGCUGACGACGACAGUAAAUUAGUAAAAUUCGUAAAACAAAGAGUCAAACCCUGUUUUCAUUUUUAACUUUUUAACACCAUAUAUGACUUUUAGAAAUAAAAAAGUAGAUCAAUAUGAUGAGAAGUUUUACUUUUAGAUAUAAACAAAAAUUUAAAGCAUGUAAGAUACAGAAAAAAACAUUUAGGAAAUUUGCAUAGACAACUUCUCUCCACUUACAGGCAUUAAAAAUUGUUGCUAAUUACCUUUUUAAUUUUGAAUAUCAUAAAGCUUUAAUAUGAAUUUCAGUAUAUUUCAUAAAUAUAACAAACUCUUUAUAGGUGCUUUAAUUCUCAGCAUGUGUUAAAAUUAACUUUUACCGUGAGCAUCAAUUAGACCCUUUCACUGCAGUAAAAUCAAUACGACUUUCUGUUAAUUAUGAACAAAAUGAACAAUUUCACUAUAACAAAAAAACUGUCUAUUGCUGAACUGAUCUGUUUACCAGUUGAACUGUCACACAAAAAGACCAAAAAUCAAAUAAAAUAGAUGUACAUACUUCACUCACAACACCUGAAUAUGUUAACCGACAUUUCUGUGUAUUGAUGGUAAAAACAGAUCUACUUUCUUUGUGGCACAAAUAUAGUUUUAAAUUUCAACAACCAAUUCACAGCAACAACAGAGACAGUUUGGUUAAUGUCAGUAAAAAAAAAAAAAAAUUAUAUAUAUAUAUAUAUAUAUAUAUAUAUAUAUAUAUUACAUCAAUGACAUUUGUGUCCCUGAAGGGUCUGGGUCAGUUUUUACUUCAUCAGCUUUCUUCUUUGUUUUGGUGAAGAUCAGGUUGUUCGACUUCUUCAUAAAGGAAACUUUGAAAUCCUGUGUGAUUCCGGCCGCUUCAAAAUUUUCCUUAACCUGAAAAGAUUAUGUUUGAAUCAAUAAAAAUAAGAUAAAUUCCAUUUUUGAAAAUGUAUAUGUAUUCUCAAAGACAUCAUGUUUCUUUAGACAAAAUCAGAAAAUCGUGGUCUCAACAGCGCCCCCUAAAUCCCCUAAAUGGCUUCAACCUCAAAUAUGGAAUUGACCAGAUAUUUGUACAUACUAAAUUCCUCUCAAAACAGUUGAAAGUUGAAAAUGUAUUAAAGGGUUUUCUGAAGUAGCUUUAACUCUUCCAUAAAGUUUUCAGUCAGUUUGAUAUUUCAUUGACAUAACUUGAUUCCACCUCUUAAUAUACCCAUAUGCAUAAUUUUCAUCUAUAUUAUAGCGCCCCCAGUGGAAAUGAAAGGUACUAACUUUCACAUGCAAUGUUCAAUCUGCACUGAAUUUCACAGGUGUGAUGGUGUAAAGCAGAAUCAUCGCUGCAACAGUACCUGAAAAGGCAUUGGCCUGAAAAUUUUUAGUUGAACCGUCUCCCCAAUAAAAACUACAAAUAUUAGCUAGACUUCAAAAUAAAAAAUAAAAAACUAAACUCAUUUUUUUCAUCUUUGCUUUGACCCCUCUCCACAUUCCCUCUUCUUUUUACCUCUGGUGAUAUAUAUCCCAAAGCCUUUGAAAAGGAAAUCCAAUUUACAGCAUUUGCGCAAGGUACUUUACCGUAUGCCACCAAACGAAAAUAAGGCAAAACUCGGCAAGCAAAACAUAGAAUGAGCAUGAAAGAAGAGAACCGUUUCAAGUCUGCUCGAAUUUAAUUACACUUACAGCGCUUGUAAAACACUCAGAAGUACAAAGACCUGAAUACAACCUCAUGUUUGUUGAUGAUUACCUGGUUUAAGAUGGCUUCAGUCACAGCAGGGUCAUUGAGGUCGAUUGUGGAUUUAUGGGCGGUCAUCUUGAUGCGAAAGAUCUGCUUUUUAUCUAGUGUAAAUGAAAGAAAAUUAACACUAUAGGAGAUAAGUCAUCAACUCUUUUUCAUCAUGUAUUGACUCAAAAUUGGUCCAGAGAUAGAAAUAACUUACUGUUGUGGCAAACAAAAGGAAGUUCUUCGAGGCAGUGUGUCUCCACCCACUCUCCUGCGUGGUUGGUGUCAAACACGCUGGCGCCACAGCGCUCCGAAACAUUUUUCGGGUGUCCUUGUACCCAGUUUUCAAAGUUGCUGUUGUCACCUGCCCACAGACUCCAAGUGUUUCUGUAGAGGCCGAUCCAGAUGGACCUGUCAUCUCCUACUAACUGCUGGAUCUCAUAGUUCUCAUCGUCUUUCCUCACGCUGGCCAGAUCUGUGUGAUUCGUCCGGCAGUACACCUUUGCAUCCUGCCAAGACUUGGCUUGGUCAAUCAAGACGUAUUGCUGAGAAAUAUUGGUAGUUGAGUCUGAAAAACAAUGCAAAUUUAUCUAUUUAUUUAUCUUUUUGCUGUACCUUCCUCUUUACGAAUUAACCGACCCCAAACAAUCUUCUACUUACAUGUUAUGUUCUCGUCAUAGCAGACAAAGGGGAAUGUUGAGUUGCAGUUCAAAUCAUACCAGGUUCCUUGUUGGAAACUGACGCAGACUCUUCCACGUGUGCGCGUGUUGUCUGGUUGACCUUGGCGCCACCUGGUAAAUUUAUAUUCCCCAGGUCCAUAGAAGUCUGGAUUAUGAAGAGCCCAUUUCCAUCUUGAGUUGCCAUCAUUCAGGCCAAACCAGACUUUACCCAUAAAACCAUGACCGACAGCUUCCCUGAACAGCCUCAUGUCCUCCACGUUGUCGAUGGUGGCCAGUGCUGAGUACGUAUCCCUGCAGUACAGUUUGGCGCCUCUCCAAGACAUUGGUUCUCCGAUAAAGUGGUAUUCAUGGAGGCAUAAGCAGAGCCCUGUUAGCAAAGUGACAGAGGCAAGAUGGAAAAGUAGAGAAGCAUAUUGGUGUUGUUUUUUUUUUCCACAUCUGUCUAAAACUGUUUCAGGACACUGAAAAAUAGUAAUAUUUCAUCUCUGUUAACAUUAACAUGCAAGAAAUGAGGACAACUAAUUGAAGCAAAACAAGGGUGACCAUAUUCUGUCUUCCAAAAAAUAGGACACGACUACGCAGGGGUGGAGUCACAGAAUCAAACUAAGCUAAUUUUGAGAGUUUUUUGAGUUGGAUCGGGUGUCUUCUACACGCUUCUGACUCGGCAAGUCCACGUGACACAAACUCGAAACUUAAGUACAAAACCGCGUACAUUUGAAGAAUUUUAUAAACUUCCCCGGACAAACCCGGACAGCCCAGAGAGCCCCCCAAAAAGAGGACAGGUCUGGGUAAAAGAGGACGUAUGGUCACCCUAAGCAAAACAGAGAAAUGUUUUGCAUACUUGAGUAAAUUCAAUAAACAAACCAGUAACGAAAAUCAAGAUGCACCCAAGAAAGAAUUUGCAUACUCUUCUUCACGUUUUCGAGCAUUUGGGUUAGAAUGUGCGUCAUAUUUGAAUGUAAAUUUGAUAACCAAACAAUGUUAAAUCAGUGAGUAAGCUAGUUAUGGUUUUGUUUUAGUUACAUCUACUUUUUUUCUGCUUGUUUUAGUUUUGGUCAAUUUUUAUUUGAUGAAAAUUCAGAAUGUUAUACCUCAGGUUUGGAAUAUUGAAAGCUACUUCAUUUUGUAUCUUCCCAUCUUGAAACUUAUUUAACUAGUUGUCUUAGUCUUUAUCAUCAUGGGUGUAUUUUUGGCUUGUCUUAGUCUCAUCGUUGUCAUGAACUAUUGAGCAUACAAAUUUUGCUCAUGAAAAAGUUGAAAUUCUGAAUGAAAACAAUUUUUUUUAUUAGUGUACUUAUACUGGCUGUAGUUUAAUGUCCACAAACUGUAAGUUAAUAUCAGAAUUUUAACUAUCACUCUACCUUCCAUUAAAAUCUGCACAUGCAUCUUUAUUUCUGUGACAAAUGUGGUAAUGCAUGAACAAAAGUGUGUUUUUAAGCUUUGUAGAAAACAUAAUUCAAUAUAUGUAGGGGUACAAACUGACCUGAAAAAAGCAGUAUAUACCACAUGGCCCCUCUUAUACCUGAUGAGAGAAAAACACUCUUAAUAAAACAGACAUUUUUAAAAAUUAGCCCUAAACUUAAAUAUUUUUCAACCAAUCUACUCUCGUUUUUAAGAAUAAUAGGGCUCUUCAUUUUUCCUCUGAUCGAUAAAUCAAAUAUAUUUCAUACCUGGACAUGAUGUUGUCUUCUUUAAAUUGUCCUCACCAAAUUUUGCCCACAUUUUACAAACUGCACAAAAAGUCCCAACUCCACUUUUUAAUCCCUCCUUCUAAAUCUUUUCCUUAUAUCCUCUCUUGAGAGCAAAUAUUCAUAGAAGGUAUGCAAAGCGUCAACCAUCCCAACUCUGUCUCUUCUGAGACGUGUAAUAUGAACUCCUACGCAUCCUUUUGAGACAGCAGAAAUUUAAGGUUAUGUGAUAUUUAAAUUUCAAGAAUCAAAACAUAAAAUCAAUUUAAACAACAAAAAUAAAUUCUGCUGACUUAUGUGGUUAUUUAGGAAUUAAAAGCAGUUAUUUGGCAUUCAUAGAUUUGGGUUUUUAAAAGAUGUUGUGGAGCAAAAUGAACUAAAACCAAUAGUUUCUCAGUGGAGCUUUAACUGAGUCUCAGCCAAAUGUAAUGGCAAAGCUAUUAAAGUCGAGCUAACUGUUUCACCUCCAUUGUUGUAUGGAUGGUUUACGAAAUGUUCCUUGCGGGCUUGUGUCGAGUGCAGACAUGCAAACCAGAUGUAAAGCCACAUGGACGCAACUGAUGCAAAUAAAAUGCUAAGAUGAGGUGAGAUGCAGGCGCUGGUUUGGCUAAACAAAUGCACAUUUGGCAUAAAAUCAAGACAUGGGCACUGAUAACAGUAGGCUGCUUACCUUUUAAUAUUAAAUCUUUUUUAGAUGAAAAUAAAACAUCAGAAGGAAGCGUAUCAGAUAUUAAAGCUAAUAAAUUCAGCUAUAUCAUACACGUUUUUCAGUAUUUAUUGGACUACUUUUGGUGGUGGAUCCACACAGAUUUGGAGCACUAUUGUCCACAGGAUAUCAUGUAUUAGAAAGUUACUAAAUUGAAAAAUCUUUUUUGAAAAGUUGAGAAAUAUCUCUUUUUUUUUUUUAAUUAGAUUUGUUAAAAAGGAAAGAAAAUUGAUAAAACAAUCACAGCAGUAUAUUUUCAAAGUAUAGAUACCAGUCACUUUCAAAAAUAACAACAGGGCCUGUUUUAGUCUUUUAACACUUUAAUAGUUACAUGUCAAAAUCACACAGAAACUACAUUACAUGUCAAAUUACAUCAAGUAAACUAAUAUGCUGAUAAAUUAUGAUUAUGGUUAUAUUUUUAUCAUGUAAGAAAAAGCACAUCACAUGAAUUUGCUUUAUUUUUCCUGUAAAGACUGGUGCCAAACAUUCAGUUUAAGCAUUGUUAACACAACUACAUUAUUGAAAACAGCAAAUUGAUCAAACCGCAUACCAUAAACAUACAGACACCACCAUUAAAAAUGAUAUUCAAAGAUUUAAUGAACUUUAUCCAUGCAAUCUCAACAUCAAACCUAUUCACCUCACUAAUAUAUAUUGUAAACACCCACUGUUAUCUUUCAACAUGCCAAGACUAGAUAUAUAUUUUUAAAAAGAUACAGAUAACAUGCAGCCAAAAAACAACAACAAAAAAACAAUAAAAUCCCUUUUUCUUAUUUUCUACUUAUUGUAAUUUUGAGUUUACAGUCAGAGUUCUGACUUUUAUCAUAAAAAUGCUGGAUUCUAGGAUUAAAUUCAGAAUUCUUAAGGUUUGUUUUUUUCACAAAGUUGUGAUUCUUUUGUCAAUACUCUAGGGUUCGAGUCACUAUUCUUUUUUAAAUGCUGACAUCAUUCUUAGAAUAUUAAGUUUGAAUCAGAAUUAUGAUUUUUCUCUUAACUGUUUUGUUUUUUUUUAAAUCUUAAUAUUCCAACUUUUGUCCUAGAAUUCUAACUUUGGGGUAAGGUUGGAAUUUUUAAACAAAAUUCGGACAUAAGUCUCAGAAUUCAGAGUUUAAAGUUUUUAUUCAGAUAGUCAUAAUAUUGACUUUGAACUUGGAAUGCCAAGUAAAAAAUUUCAACUGAAUUUUUGGAUUUUAAAAUUUUUUGGUGAUAUAAGCCCAAUAAAACAUGAUAUAUUGGUCAUAUUGACUGAGACCUUAUAGAGCAGGAACGUUAUAGCCUGUAACAUUCAAGGUCCAUCUUCACUUCAUCGGCUUUCUUCUUUGCUUUGCUGAAGACCUUUUCAUCCGACUUCUUGAUCCAGGAAAUUUUCAGAUCUCUUGUGAUCCCCAUCUCCUCCAUUUUCUCCUUAAUCUGGAAAAAAAAAUUCCUCUGAUGACAAAAAAUUAAUACAAAUAUUACUGUAACUUCAACUAUAAAUGCACCCCCAUUGUUUUUGUUUAAAAAUCGUAAUUAUAAAGUUAGCUAUAUUCAUUAUAAAUUAACAUCAGGUUACGAGAAAUAUUAUUAAUUAUCUUUUGUAAUCUCCCUCCACUUCUGCGACCCCCUCAAUGCUCAGUUGUUGUCCGUGAAAAAAAUUACGUUUUUAUUCAAUUAAUUGUGGAUAAAGUCGGGUUUGUGCAGCCCUUGGCUCCUUGAAAAAUGUGACUCAGAAGGACAAUCAAGUUUAUCGUUUCAUUAGGGUGACCAUAUUCUGACUUUCCAAAAAGAGCACACGACUACACCGGGGUGGAGUCACAGAGUCGCACCAAGCUGAUUUUGAGAGUUUUUCGGGUCGGAUCGAGUGUCUUUCACACACUUCUAACUCAGUAAGUCCAUGUGACACAAACUCAAAACUUAUGUUCAAACCAGGGGAGAACCGCCAUUCCGACAUCCCGCCAUUCCGACAUUGGUCUCUAAUUGUCGGAGUGGCGGUAUGUUACCAUGCUAUCAAAAUGUUCCGUCGUAUGUGUGUUGAUGAUUACCUGGUGUAGGAUGGCCUCAUUCACAGCGGGUUGAUUGAGAUCAGCUGUAGUUUCCGACUUCGUGAUCUUGAUACGAAAGAUCUGCUUCUUUUCGAGUGACGGCGCAAGAAUUCGCAACCCUGUGAGGGAUCAGUAUACAUAGCUGUUUCAUUGUAAGAUUGGCACAAAUUUGGUCAGAAUGGUUCAGAGAUAAAAAUGACUUACCGCCAUGGCAAACAAAAGGAAAUGCUUCCCCACAGUGUGCUUCAACCCACUGUCCCGAGUGUUUAGCGUCAAACAGGCUGGUAGCGCAGCCCUCGGAUCGAUUUUUUGGGUGUCCUUGUACCCAGUUCAUGAAGUCACUAUUAUCGCCUGCCCAAUUGUUCCAAGCAUAUCUGUAGAAGCCUAUCCAGACAGACCGGUCAUCUCCUACUACGUCCUGGACCUCCGUGUUCUCACUGUCGUUCUUUAUAAUUGCCAGAUCCACGUGGUUACUCCUGCAGUAGGUCCUAGCGUCCUUCCAACUUGAAUUGUUUUCACUCAAGACAUACUUGGGAGAGACAAUGGAAGACAAACCUGAAAUAAGAAAUUUAAAGCAGAGUUCUUUGAUUUUUGAGGAAUAUAUGUUUUGUACAAAAAAUACACCCCUGACUUCGUUAUUGGAUGGAGCUUAUAGUGUGAAGUGUCAAUUUUGGCGCCCCCUGUAGAUAAUCUUGUGCGUACUAUCUUAGGAUUGUUUUUAGUGUUUUAAAUCAAAAUACUUUAUCCCUCAUUUUGCUAACAAAAACAAAUGUUUACUCACUAGUUUGGCUGUUGUAGCAGACAAACUGUUGUUCUACAUGGCACUGUACGUCACGCCAGGUUCCUUGUCGGAAAGCGACACAUAUUUUCUUGUUUGCUAGUAUGAUGUUUGGUUCGCCUUGGCUCCACUUGGUAAAUUGGUCCUCCUCGUCUUCAGGGGAGCCUGGUUUUAUGUCAGACCUUUUCCAUUUUACGCGGUCAUACAAGCCGAACCACACCUGCCCCUUGAAGCCACUACCGACAGCUGCCCUCACGCGCGUCACGUCCUCCGUGUUGUCGAUGGUGGCCAGUUCCUCGUACUUCCCCCUGCAGUAGUCUCUAGCUUGAUUCCAAGACUUUGGUUCAUCAAUGAAGUGGUAUUCGUAGAAGCAUGAGCACAGUGCUGUAAACAAAGGCACACAGUUACAUUAGAAAAGUAGGUCCUUGGUGUGUUUAUAUUUUGUCCACAAAACCAUCAAACCCUCACAUUUGAAGGAAUCGCUUCACAUUAAGGUAUGUUGCCAUGGCAGCACUUCAAACUUUGACGUCACCAUGAAACAGGAAGGUUUGCUGCGUUCCAGUUACCUCGGAAGUCGGAGCUGGGAAUGAUGUUACACCCGAGUUGACGGAGUUCCAGUAAGCAAUAUUUUUUUUGUAGGACGGUAGGGGAAAGUCCCGCCUCCUUCGCCUCUGAUUGGCUAGAAAAGCUGGAAACAUCAUCACGCGCUCAAGCCAAACGCGGGCUGUCGGCUCUGUACAUCGAACAGAACAUUAUCGCACUUCUGAACCCGCCUAACCCUAACUUGACAGAUGAUGACGUUUCACAUUCAUUCGGAAUAACCAAUCAGAACCCAGCACUUCUAGCCAAUCAGAGGCAAAGGAGGGUGGGACCUUCCCCUACCACCCUACCAAAAAAAAAAUUUGCUUCACAAGUCGGAAAACCAAGAUGGACGCCCACUGUUAGCUGUUGUUUACAAUUGUCAGCUGUUAGUUGUUUUUAGCUAUACCAGCAAAUAACUCUGUAUUUUACUCUUACAAACACCAUAGCACCGUGUUCACAGUUAGACGUUGGGCAGUACAACAUAAACCACUUACUUAAUUUCACAAAAACAAAACAGAAGUGCUAAUAAAUGAAACAUUACGCGAACUUUCACUGUAGACAUAUAGAAACGAGCAACCAUCCACGCUCACAUCUACAAGCAAAUUGAAAGUGGCCAGUUAACCUAACCCCACUUCUGCAUGUUUUUGGGAUGUAGAAGGAAACUGGAGUACCCGGAGUAAACCCACACUGACACAGGGAGAACAUGCAAACUCCACACAGACAUGCCCUGACCCGGAUUAGAACCCCUGACCUUCUUGCUGUGAGGUGACAGUGCUAACCACUACACCACUGUGCCGCCCAUUGGUUAUCUUUCAGCAUUGAAAGUUCCAACGACACCCUUAUUUUUGUUGCGAACCUUGGAAAUUCCAACUUCGGAGUACAACUGGAACUCAGCAUUAUUGCUACUCAUUCAUACAGUGUCCACUUUGGUUGAUUUCUCAUAUGCAUGAUUGAGACCCUUCCCUGAACUCAUCUAUGUGCUUUUCCCUUAAAUUCUGGCAUAGCACCACCUUGUGGAUAGACAUGGUACUACCUUUCUCAUGCAACAUCGAGUCUGUUCAAGAUUUCACAGGUUUGUGAAACAAGUUGGACUGACUUAAAGAAAAGAAAACAGUGUUGAACUCGAGUGUAAACUGUCUAAAACAUUCCUACAGAUGACAACUUUGUUAAACUCAUAUCAUUACUUUUUUAUUUUGGGCUGUAUGAUAAUAUUUUAAUAUACAUUAUUAACUCAUCUGCAUAUAUUUUGCUUUGCACCAUGCACCAUGUACUGACCAUGGACACAACGAUAACCAACACAGGUAAAGUUAGGUCAUUAUGUGAAAUAAUAUCCCUGUCAGACAUCAAUCAUAAUAAUUACUUUAGAGAGCCUGUUUCAGUGUGACUAAACAUCUGAGUGAAAUGAACAUCCUGUGAAAAAAAAAACACAUACAUCAGGACAUGUUUGGGUCCAAACUGACCUGGAAAAAGCAGAACAAACAACAUGAUCCCUCCUAAACCUGAAGAAAGAAAAACAAUCUUAGAUUAAUCUGCUUAAGUCAUGAAUAUAAGAGGAUAUUUAACAUUUUGAGGAAACACUCAUAAGAUCAACAUAUUAUCAAAUUUCAUACCUGGACUAAGAGGCUUCUUCCAGGACGGUGUCAUCUCCAGAUUCUUCAGGCCGUUCAGUCUCGGUCUUUCUAGUUUUUGACCGACUACACGGACAAACGCUCUACAUUUGCUACAUAUUCUUCUUUAUAUCCUCUCUUAAGGGCAAAUAUUCGUAGAAGAUAUGCAAAGUGCCAACAAUCCCGACAUCUGAGAGAGGUAACGUGAGCUCCUUGACCUAAAAAAGGAAACCUGGAGGAUAUUAAAAGCAUCUUUAUAUUCUAAGAAUUGAAACAAUAAAUCAAUUUUAAUCAUUUAAACCUAGCAGAAGGACUGGAGUAAUGAAGGGUUAUCUAUAUAGUACAAUCAGAAUUAAAGGCAAGUCUAUUCUACAUAAGCUAACUGUUUCACAUUCAUCGUUGUAUGGUUGGUUUAUAAUGUGUUUACUGCAGUCGUGCGCUUAGUCCAGAUAUGCAAAACAGACGUAAAGUUACACGGUUUCAUCUGAUGCAAAUAGUAAGUUAACAUGAGAGGAUAUAUUGUUCCCGGUUUGGCUGAGCAGUGUCUUUCAGGUCUUUUAAUAAAAGUGGGUCAGCAGGUUUUCACUUCUUCUAUUUAGACAAUAUUAAAGCAACAAGCAGGUGUGAAAUUAAAGUUUUUCUUCAGUUUAUCAAACCUAGAUAUUAUAAUUCACAAAAGUUUAUCACUAAAAGUAAAAAUGACAACGACAAAGCAUCAACUUCCAGAAGUGCAAAAAACUGCAGUUCCUCGGGUGUCCACUAGGCUGACAAAAAUGCAGAUAUAACCAUUAAAUCCAAUUCUAAAAGAUCAUUUUUACAGCAAAACUUCACGUUUAAAGCCAUGUUCAUCAGUUUGUGUGAGACUGCGUGAUUUGAGGAUUGCGUGAACUAUGGUACGCUAUAUUAUUAAAAGGCGGAGAAUCUGAGGACAAGGCCGAAAACCAAUACUAGGAGGCUGUGGCUGCGAUUUGAUGGAACCCUGCAAAUAAGGCGGGCCCAAAUUUUUAAAAACACAUGACUAACACUAGAAAUCUGCUCUUUUUUCAGUUUGUCCAAUAAUCCAAUUUUCUGUUUUGACAUUUUAUAUGUUUCCGCACUUUUUUUAACAAUAAAAUAAAGAGUUAAAUUAUUCCACAAUCAUUCAACCUGCUCCUAUUACCACAAGGCUACAACUUCCCUUAACUCCACAUUUUGCUACCGGUUGAUUGAAAAUCAUGAUGACUCAGCAUUUCUAAAAUAAUAACAAUGCAUCAGAUUUCAUAUAGCGCUUUAUCAGAGACCCUAAAAGCGCCUUACAUUGGAUACAUCAUUCAUUCGCUCACUCAGUCACACCUUGGUGGUGGUGAUUUACCUUGAAAGUCACAGACUGACAGAAAUGUGGCGGCCAGUUUGCGCCAACGGCCUCUUCCACCAAACAUCACUCACAAUCGUACACCAGUGGAGGACACACGCUGGGAGCAAGGUGGGUUAAGUGUCUUGCCCAAGGAUAGAAUGGACAGACUUGGAAUCGGAGGGAAUCGAACCACCAACCUUCUGGUUAUUGGACGACCGCUCUACCUCCUGAGCUACUGCCGUCCAAAAUGGCUCAUGAGUCUGGGAAACCAAAUUUAGUGAAGGGUUUUGACAAAAGUCUAACUUUCUACAUCAGCUUGAGGUCAUUUUUACUCAGAGCUGGUGGUUAAAAUCUAGAAAUGUUGGGUUUUGAACUCAAUCAUGUUUGAGUUUCUUGAAAAAUUCAAUUAUGGCCCAACGUUACAGGUCAGUUUAAUCCAAUUGAAGGUUUUGAUGGAUAUCUAUGUCUUUGAAAGGCCAAGUCAAAGCUGAAGUUUUGAGUUUAAUCACCUCAAUUUAUUGCCCCUUAUUGUUAAACUAAAAUCCAACACUUGUCUUUAACAGAAAGCUAAUAUUCCGUCACGUGUGACAUUGUUGGUUGCCGUCUUGAUGCAGAGCUAAUUCCGUAUCCAUAUCCUUUAUGGGUUUCAUGAACAUCGCCUCGGAGUUCAGCCUUAUCUCUUGUGAAUAGAUGUAUUUUCAUGAACUACCAGAGUCCGUUCAAACAUCCCGUUUGUCUUUUAUGAGCCUGUAAAAGUUUCCACCACACACCGAUCACAUGUUCUCCGAUCUGAACGACUGAACUUGAGCCGCCAGUUUGGGACAGCUAAUCCCGUCUUUAUGUGACAACCGCUCCAUUAUGGAGAAUCUGACGGUAAGUUUGGGGCUUUGAGGCCUUUUCCUCUUCUUUGAAAUGUUCGUCUUUAUCGCCUUUUUCCAGAAAUAAGUGAUAACCGUCUCAUCUGAGGGAAAAAUAUGCCACUUUAAUGACAGAAACAGAGGAUAUUUGUGCUGCAAUGCAGCGCUGCAGCAUUCCUCAGGUCAGGUUUGUGUGUCAGGUGUGUCAUAAAUGGAAAAACGUUAAACAUUGGACUUGAGCGCCACACCCACAAGGAGGCGAACUCAAGUCUCCCCUACUAUUAUGUAUUCCUACGAUUUCAUAUUCCCACAGAUGACACAUGCGCACUAACUUUGAGCCGGAGCGUAACGCCACCAGUGCAGGGACUAAUAGCAGGUUUUUAGCUGAAGCUGUUCCAGUGAGGCAGACAGUCAGCAGGAACAAGUCCUCAGGAGGAGGAGGGGGAGGGCCUAGCUGAUGAAUAACUGUGUUGACGUUACAUUUUCCUGUUUCACAGCUCGAUCUGUAAUGUGUUCAUAAGGAUUCAUUCAGCAGGAGAGAGACACCGGCUCUGAGGGCAAGAGGAGAGACCGAGCGGCUUCACCACAAACAAACAAAGAGUGAGUAAAAGAAAUGAUUGUUGAAGAUUCGUUUAGUGGACUGAUCAGCGGAGGGGAGCAGAACAGAAGAUUCGUUUUAUCAAGUUUGGUUUGGGUGGUUUUAAUAGAGUUUCUUGAAAUUUAGGGACUGAUUUUGGGACUAACUUCACUCCGACAAUCAGGAAAGUUUGGAUGAAUCAGCUCUGUGAAAGGCCUCGGUUGGCAGAUUAUUUGGCUCCUGAACAAAACUAAACACAUCUCGUUAUAGCCGCUGAUUUUCUUCAAUUUUCAAAUUCAGGGUCACAUUUUUAUUUGUGUUUUUUGGCCGUAGCUUUAUAUCAAAAUGCAAAUUCACUCACUCCCUUAAACUCUGAGUCAGCAGGUGAUUUUACGUCUCUUGCGCAACCUCUUUCACUUUCAAGUCGCCCCUUGAACCCAAGCGUACGCUGCAUUUAGUUAGCAGGGAGAUCAUUUAAACCCAGUAAAAAUAACUCUGUUUUUAAAAUAGUGUAACUAAGCGCCUACUUCCAACUCUAAAAUUCACUUUUUUUAGUGUUUUCAUGUAAAAUUUCGUCCAGUUGGAUCAAAUUAUCAUCACAUAAUUUUAUGUUUCUAAGCUCCAAAAACAUCAAAUUGGACUAAAAUUAAAAUUCACAGACAAUUUUUAACAGAAAUAUCCAGUUAAACUCAUUUCUUCUUCAUUUUUCUUUAACAUUUUGAGGUAGUUUGGUUCCCCACGUAGCAAAAUUAUUAUUUCUCACUUAAAAAUAAUUACAGGAUUUUUCCACCAGUAAUAGUCUGUUGGUACACUGGUGUAAUUAUGUGGCUUUGCUGUGGGAACUGUGGGGUGUGUCUGGUGUGAGUAUUAGGCUGUGAAAACACUGACUCAUAUGCGGCACACACCAAACACUGCAGGGUGUUGAGGUCCUGAAUUUCAAGUUAAUUUGAAGUUCAUGUUCUUUACUUUUACCUGGAAUUAACUGUUCAAACUUGUACUUCCUGUAUUGGUGUUAUCUCUUCACUUCCUUCUUUUCAGACAAUGGCUUCCUCGGGUAACAUGCUACCUGAAAAACAGUUCCAGUGCACAAUCUGUCAGCAGGUGUUUACAGAUCCUGUCACCACUCCCUGCGGACACAACUUCUGCCUCUCCUGCAUCCAGAGCGAGUGGGACAGCGGCGACGCCUGCCAGUGUCCCGCCUGUGACAAGUCGUUCCCCUCGCGGCCUGAAAUCAGCAUCAACACGGCCUUCAAAGAGCUGGCGGACACGUUUAGGAAUCUCAUCGUCUGCUCGUCGGCUUCACCGCUGUCAGCAGCCAAACCCGGCGAGGUCGUUUGCGACGUCUGCGCGACGACGUCCCUGCAGGUGAAAGCUUUGAAGUCCUGUCUGGUGUGCCUGACGUCGUACUGCGAAGCCCACCUGGAGCCCCAUCGGAGAGUGGCCACGUUGAAGGUCCACAAGCUGAUCAACCCGGUGAAGAACCUGCAGGAUAGGAUGUGUAAGAAGCACGACAGGCUGUUGGAGAUGUUCUGUAGAGACGAGCAGAAGUGCGUGUGCCAGUUCUGCACUGAGACGGAGCACAAAGGUCACCGGGUCGUCACGAUAGAGCAGGAGAGCGGGGAAAGAAAGGUACAGAUGACAUUUGAAUUAAAAGAGAGAUGGCAAUGAGGGUUUCUAAUGACAAAGACAACAAAGUCAACCUUUUAAUGCUAGCUGGUAUCAGGGAGGUUGCGUUACUGCCACUUUAAAUUCUUAAUCAAUCAGUUAUCAAUCAGAAUCCAUAACAAGAAGAGCCCUCCAACCCUGGAGUCACUAAUCAAUUCGAGUCGAGACAUUUCAAGUCGAUAUGACACAAUUAUUACAAUACAUUACAACACGAUCAUCCCGAUACAAUAUGAUUAUUAUGAUACGAUCGUUAUGAUUUGAUAUGAUAGGAUCAUUGAGAUACGGUCAUUAAAACACAACAUGAUAUAAUAUGAUACUAUCAUUAUGAUACAAUACAAUAGGAUCAUUACAAUACAAUUAUGAUGCAACAUGAUGCAAAGAGAUGACACAUGAUACGAUACAAUAGGAUACAAUCAUUACGACACGAUAUGAUACGAUACAAUACCAUACAAUCAUUAUGAUAUGAUCGUUAUGACGCGACAUGACAUGAAGCAAUGACACAAUACGAUACAAUAGGAUACAAUCAUUAUGACAUGAUACGAUCAUACUGACACGACAUGAGACGAUAUGAUACAGUACAAUACGAUACAAUAAUUACGAUACAAUAUGAUACGAUAUGAUCCGAUACAAUCAUUACAAUAUGAUAAUUACGACAUGAUACGAUUUAAUACAAUUAGAUACCAUACCAUAUGAGUACAGUUUCAUAUAUAUUUAUGAUAUGUAAUGACUAAAUGGAAUAGGUUAGAAUACAAAACAAUACGAAACAAUAUGAUUUGAUUUGUCACAAUAGGGUACAGUUUAAAUGAUACAGCAUAUGAUACGCUAUGUUAUCGAUAUCAAUAACAUAGCAUUAUCGAAUUCCCCCUCAGUGAUCAAUAAAGUUCUUCUUAUCUUACCUUAUGAAACUUUAUGAUAUGAUGUGAUUUGAUAUCAAAGUAUAUGCUAUGAUACACUACACUAGGAUAAGGUAUGAUUCCAUGUGUUACGUUAAAUUAUGUUCAGAUAAGGUAAGAUAGAAAUUUUUAUUUAUCCCAGAGAGGAAGUUUGUUACGUUAAGGUUAUGAUAGGAUAUAAUAAAGUAAACUGUGAUAGUCUGAAGAACACCCUCCAUCUUGUCUCUCCUGUCUCAGAAUAAAAAGCUGGAUCAGCUUCUUCCCUCUUUUCUCUUCUUGGUUUCAGAAGUGAUCCGCCCCUCUCUUAACUUCUUUACAUCCAGCUGUCCUUUUCAUACCCUACUCUCACUCAAGCCCAAAGCCUAGAAUCCACCAACUGAAGGUUCUGGUUUCUGCUUUGGCCUUUAGGUCCAAAUGAAGACGACUGAGGCGGGUUUCCAGCAGAUGAUUCAGGGACGGUUGAAGAAAGUAGAGGAGAUCAAAAACUGCCUGAAGCUCAGCAUGGUCAGUCAUAUAAAAAUAUAGAUGAUGUGUCUUUGUAUUCGUAAUUUCCUGUAAAGCGCUAACAUUAAUCUACCCUUCUCCAGGUCAGUGCGGAGAAAGAGAUGAAGGAGAGCGACCGUCUCUUCACGUCAGUCGUUCGCUCCGUCCAGGAGAGACACGCUGAAGUGUCCACAGAGGUCAGAGAGAAGCAGACAGCUGCAGAGAGACGAGCGGAGGAGCUCACCAACGAGCUGCAUCAAGAAAUCAACGAACUGCAGAGGAGGAACGCUGAGCUGGAGGAGCUGGAGCACUCCGACGACCACCUUCACCUCUUACAGGUUACGAUCAAACUUAAAGGAGACGAAUUUCAACCUUGUGGUUUCUGGACUUUUCUGGUCAAACUCUACAGCUCAGCAAACACGGUAAUACUUCCUCUUCGUUUGUCUUCUUUGGUAGAGGUUGCCCUCUCUUACGUCACCUCCACCCAGCAAAGACUGGAACGAGAUCUGCGUCUACCCUGAACUCUGUGUGGGGACCUCGAGGAAAGCCCUGUCCAAACUGGACGACGCUCUGAAGAACGAACUGGACGCUUUAAAGAAAGAAGGUAAACUGACGUGAAGUUUUUUAGGAUCAUAAAACCACCAACGAAUUCUGAUGUUGCCGUAAAAAACUGAUUGGGACUUUAAUCUUCCUUACAGAGAUGAAGAAGAUGCAGAAAUAUGCAGGUAGGCACUUAUCAUGGUAAUUCCUGACCUUAAGUGUUCAAGUUAAAGGCAUGAUAUGUAUUAUAUAUAUUCCUGUUUCUUUGUUUUCUGUCCAUAGUCGAUGUGGUUUUGGACCCGGACUCCGCUCAUCCAAACAUCGUCCUAUCAGCUGACGGAAAGCAGGCGGGCCGUGGAGAACUGCUUCACAUCGUUCCUGAUAACCCCCAACGUUUCGACCCCGUCAUCUGCGUGGUUGGAAAGAAAGGUUUCCUGUCGGGGAGGAUCUACUUCCAGGUCUAAAAGCUGAUCAGAAAAAAUCUUUCUUAAUAAGUGUAGAGACUGACAGUUCAGUGACUCAUUUCAUGUCAUUGUCAACGUUCAGGUCGCAGUGGGAACAAAGACCUUCUGGGAUCUUGGCGUGGUCAAGGAGUCGGUCAACAGAAAGGGGAUGAUCACCUCCAAACCCGAGAACGGCUACUGGACGGUCCGGUUGAGGAACGGGAAUGAGUAUCGCGCUCUGGACUCCCCCUCGGUCCUCCUGACCCUGAAGGAGAAGCCGCAGACGGUCGGCGUGUUUGUGGAUUACGAGGAGGGGAUUGUGUCUUUCUUUGACGUGGACGCCAUGUCGCACCUUUACAGUUUCAGCGGGUGUAUGUUCACAGAGAGGAUCUUCCCCUUCUUCAGCCCGGGGGUUUGUGAUGAGGGGAAGAAUACGGCGCCUCUGAUUAUCACGGCUGUCAAUCAUUAGAAAGAAAUUUACUGUUUUUGGAGCAAAGAAAGACUUUUCCACCGAGAACUGAUCUGGUGUUCAAUAUGGAAGUGUUUACAUUCCCGCUUUACAAACCUACGGUAGCCCUGAAGGUCAAUGUCACAAAUAUAUAUGGAAGGCAAUAAUUAAAUGUUGUUUUUUUUAAAGAAGAAGCAUAAAGUAAAGGGAAGAAAACUUCAAAAACCCACCCCAAAAAGAAAAAAACAUUUUAUAAAACAUAAAAAUCUUUUACUUAAACACCAAAUAUAUUUUAGAAAAUACAAAUAAAUUAUAAAAACAUGAAAAUAUUGAAAAACCUUUUUGAAAACUGUUUAAAUAAAAAUACUAAAGAAUCAAAAUUAAAAUAUGAAUAAAAAAUAUUAUCACUUAAAGAUAGUCUGCAGCCAAAUAUUUUUCAAGGUGAUUUUUUUUUUUAGUUUGAGUAAAUUUUUCAUCAUUUUCUAAAUAUAAUGAUGUGAUUUAUUUCCAAUAUAUUAUGUUUUCAAAAUGUAUUUGUAUUUCCAAAAUUAGUUUUAUUUUGAUAUUUUUGUUCCAUUUACCAAAAAAAAAUUCUCAAAUACUUUUGCAUUUUUUGAAUUUAUUUGCAUUUCAUUUUUUUUUUUUUUUUUUUUUACAUUUUUUUGCUUGUUUUCUAAAGCAUAUUUCAUGUACCUCUAAAUUUUUUUGUGUGUUUUACAAAAUGUAUUUUGGGUUGUAUGACGUGUGUAUUUAUUGUCCUCCAGAAUAUUAUUGCCAUUGCCUUCCAGGGCCACCAUACAAACCUAGUCAAAGUGUAUUACAAAAACGUGCACAAUAAUUCUUUUCUCAUUUCGAUGCAAGGAUAUAGUUUCAUCCCCACUUUAAAUUUCACAACAUUGUAAUUACUUCGAACGAUGUUGCAGAAAUUUAAAAAUUUUUUAAAUCUAAACGUCUUCUACAUUUGUAAUGAUUUUGAUACGUUUAUCUUAAUAUGCUAAAAGAUUGUUUAUUGUUGACAUUUUGCUAGCUUUGAUUAAGCCAGAGUUGUUGUUUGCUGGUGUCAAACAAUUUUAUAAAAUUAAGGCCUGAUUUUCUCCUCUG
Messenger RNA from Xyrichtys novacula (pearly razorfish), 66893 nucleotides. The record is from the annotation of a GenBank genome assembly. Lineage: Eukaryota; Metazoa; Chordata; Actinopteri; Labriformes; Labridae.